Podarcis lilfordi (Lilford's wall lizard) is the source of this 67741-nucleotide messenger RNA. The record is from the annotation of a GenBank genome assembly. NCBI's taxonomy places the organism in Eukaryota, Metazoa, Chordata, Lepidosauria, Squamata, Lacertidae.
AUGUUCUCAGCUGUGGAAGACUGUCAAGAUGUGAGCAAAGGCUCCCCAUGUGCUGAUCUGGACGAUCAUGUAAGGCAAUUAAUGAUAAGCUCGUUAAUUACAGCUAAUGCUGUAGCAGGUGGCUGCAUGACUCCAGCUGCUCUAAGCACCUGCUAACAGCUUGGUUGUUACCUUUGAACCCCUUUCCAUCCUGUAGCUUGACAACUGGGUUUCAAUAGCCCCCCCAAAAAGUGGGUGAUGAUGUUCAGAAGUAGACAUGAAGCUACUCAUCCCCUGGAUUUUCUUGCUAUAGAUAGAAUCUGUUACAUCGACAGAGAGAUGAUCUUCCAGCUAUUGUUGGAUUCCAACUCCCAUCACCACUGACAAUUGGCUGUGCUGGCUAAGGCUGAUGGGAGAAACUGAAAGGCCAAAGGUUCAUCAUAUCUAAUUUAAAGCCUAAAUAAUAAAAGAAUGGGCAACUUUGUACUGGGACAGAGUAGACAAUAUUGAUAACUGGAUAAACAGUCUGACCUGGUAUAAGGUAUAUUAUGUUCCAGUGACUUACUUAUAGGUGAGUUGAUCCUCUUGCUUUUUGUGGUUAUUGAACUAAAAGGCUGCAGGAGAGACAUGAUUUGGCUAAAAUUUGGGAGUGGAUUUCACAUCAAAUCAACAACAGAUUUAUUUAUUUUUAAUGGAGAAAAAUAGAGUUGUGUGAGUUAUGGCUGUUUUGGCUUCUUGAUGCACGUCAAUAGGAGGACCAGAGCAUUUGUUUUCCUAAUAGUGCUUCAGAUUCACACAGGUGACACUGUGGUCUAAACCACUGAGCCUCUGGGCUUGCUGAUCAGAAGGUUGGCAGUUCAGAUCCCCAUGACAGGGUGAGCUCCUGUUGCUCUGUCCCUGCUCCUAACAACCUAGUAGUUUGAAAGCACACCAGUGCAAGUAGAUAAAUAGGUACGGCGGUGGUGGGAAGGUGAACAGUGUUUAUGUAUGCUCUGGUUUCUGUCACGGUGUUCUGUUGCACCAGAAGUGGUUUAGUCACAUGACCUGAAAGCUGUCUGUGGACAAAUGCCAGCUCCCUUUGCCUGAAAGCAAGAUGAGCGCUGCAACCCCAUAGUCACCUUUGAGUGGACUUAACCAUCCAGGGGUCCUUUACCUUACCUUACAAGGCAAGGACCCGCUGAAGUUGCACUUGUUUUGGAACCAUGGCAUGAUAAAGUUCCAUGUGUACCACUUGACCAAUUUGCCUUUAUGUCUGCAUAAUGCAUGAAAUGAUAUUGUUUAUAUUUGUUAGCAUGGUGUGUGAAUGCAAGGGAUGGUGUACGUAUGGUAUAUGGCAGUAAUUCCUGUAGAUAGCAUGCAUGGGUGUUUUCAGUGAAGAAGUAUGUAAGAAUGAAAGGGGACUAGAAGGUAUUAAACACACAUUAUAUAGCUGUUCACUUUUUUAGCAUAAUGUUCUUAAAUAGUCAUGCAUGUGCACACACGCACAGGCACAUUUUUAAUGCGCACAGGCACAUUUUUAAUGCACAUUAUUUGGUAGCCAUUUGGAAUCCUUUGUAACAAAAGCUGCUACGUACUUCACUCUUAAUUGUGGAUCAUAAUAAGUGAGAAUGUGCUAAUGCUUAUUUUGUGUGUCUAGGCUCCUCUCCUAAAAUAGACACAAGGGAGAUAUUAGCAUGACUGGGCUCUGUUUACACUUUAGUGUGAGAAGAGCUUUGUUUAACUACAUCUUCACAGCUGCUCAAGAGGUGCUGCAGUAAAAAUGUGAAUGGCAAACAAAUGCUUAAGAGCUGCCUUUCCCCUCCUCCUCUUCACCUAAUUCACAGAACUGUUGGGCUUAUCUUAGGGAGCAAACCAGUCUUUGAAAUGACCUGGCGUUAGGGAUGGGUGAAUCUGUCAAUUUCUGUUUCACCCAGUUUUUCAUUUCUCCAAUCUUCAAUGCAGGUUGCCACAUGUAUGUGUACAUUUUCAUUUUUUAAAAAAGCCCUCAGGAAAAUCACAUCCCAACUUCUGUAAAGUGGUCCCUGAUAUAGUUCAGGGUCUUUGGGGUUGGAGGUAAAGAAAAGCACUGACCUGGAAUUUUCUAAAACUAGAGAGAUGUAUUAAAACAAAACAAAAAUUGCAAUGUGCAAAUGAUGAAAUAGCUUCUAUACAUUUAAUAGUAGUGUAGACAAGAGAAUUUUGACUCAUUCCCCUUUUCUCAAUUUUGGAGAGCCAGAGCUUCCCUACAUCUGCACUAAGGGUACUAGAGCCCUAAUCCCAUUUGAAUUUCACCAAUAUAUAUACGUGUGCAAAUGUGGAUAACAUAGAGCGGGUAAACUCUGCACUGCAAUUCACUUGUUGUAGGUGAACAAACACUUGUCAGUCAGAAGAAAAGCUCUCUCUGAAAAAAAAUGUUACUUGAGUUUAGUUCUACAUCCACCAUACAUUAUCUCAACACAAGGAAAAUUGUGUUUCUAGUGAUCAAAACCUGACAGAGGUAGAACAUCCAAAUCAAUAUAUGGGAAAUUUAAUCUUACAAGCUGUCAGGAUCACAAACAGAGGGGGUGAAUUUUAAUGACAGGGAAGCAAACAUAUUCAUUGCAGGAAAGGUUACCACUGAAAGGACUAAUCUGACUUCUCAGGACCGCGUGGAAGAGAUAUGGCACAUUGACCUUAAAAACAUGUCACUGAUAGCUCUUUUUUCAAAAAGAAAAAGAAAAAAGUAUGGAGUCCUAACACUCCUCAGCUAUGAAAUACUUCUCAAUUGAGAACAUCUAGCCUGCCAUUUCCACUACUUUGCCCUUUACACAGAAAACAUCGAGGUGAAAAAACUGUGGGAGAUCCUGUUUUUUCAGUAGCAAUAUGACAGCCAAGUUUCUGCAAUAAUACUUCCUCUUUGUAAAGUAUUGCUUACAGUUUUGUUUUUUAACUUGGCUUGCCUAAUAAUAAUAAUAAUAAUUCUUGUACCUAGACCUAAGUGUGGUAGUGGUCAGUGUGGUGGGGCAGAGCUGGACACACUGGAUUGGCUCUGCUGGUGCAUCUAUGCAGUCCUGGCCUUGCUUCUGCUCUGCCCUGCUCCAUUAGUUGCAGCAACACCAGGGUUAGGAUGGUCGCACUGCUCCAUUGCACCAACAGCAACCCAAGUAGGAGACAAGUCAUCAUCUUUCCCAAUGGGUUUGAAGUUAAAUAAGCAAAGACUGCAAGCGGUGGUAUCUGUGGGCAACAGAACACCAUACACCGGAUCACAGCUUGGUUGCCUCUCUACUCAACUCCUGUAUUCCUUUUGAUAGUGUGAUCUGAUGUCCACAUUUGGUAUGCACCAACACACUUGAUGAACAGGAAAGUAAACCAAUUCAGAAAAUAUGCAAAGAAAAGAGAGUGAGAGAGAACAGGAAGUCAUUAGGAAGAUAGAUGAUUUUUCUUUGUGGACAUCUCCAGUUUGAAAAUGAUUAUGCAAAUCAGGCACUGCACGAGUGCCUUUGCUUUCUCCACGCUCAAAGUGCAAGAUGAAACAUUGCAUAAAGUAUGCAAAGACUUGUUCCAUUGCAAGCUUAUGAGUGUAUCAGCAGCUUUAUUGCCAGAUGCGGAAGAGAAUGAAAGAGGGAGGGAGAGAGGGAGAGCACUGUGCAUUUCUGUCUUAAAAAGGAGCAGUGAACGUUGAGCCAAGACAUUAAAUGAGCUUCUGCUACAAUCAUACAAUGGAUUGCGUGCAAAAAUGGAUUGUGGCACGUUAACAAAUAUGGUGAUCAAAUUGCAGAGCUCUCCUUUUGAAUACAUAUCUGUUUGGAAAUACGUUUCACUUGCAAUGGGUAUUAUGAAGAUAAAAUUGAAGGCACUGGGUAGCUGGCCCAGCCUCAGGUAUUUUGCUGCUUGAGGCAAAAGACAAUAUGGCAUCCUCCUCUCUUGCACAUACAAAAUACUGCUUCAGAAUAGCAACCUCUAUGACACUUGAGCUUAGGGGCAUGAGACAGACUGUGUCUCACACAUAGCACUGUCCUCAAACAGACAGGAAUGGCUAGACAGCCGAGCAGGAACAGCCGGAAGACAACUGCCACUCUUGUUCAGUAUCUGUUGCUGGCUGAGACUGUUACCUCAUCUGCCUAAUGGUGGCAUCAGCCUGGUUCUCUACUCUUCUAAAUGAGGGUGACUCCAAUGGGGCUUUGUUUAAGCAAUGUAUGUUCAGAUGGUGGUAUCAAGGGUUGAUGUUAUGAGGCAUAUUUUGCUCCCAGACUUAUGUUGGGGAGUUGGAUCAAUGCCAUUGAAAGUGAAGCUUCGCAUGGCUUUCGUCUGAAGGAGGAGGCAUUUUCUUUCCACAAUGUGACAUGUUUGGACAAUGGGGCUUAGGGCAUAGGGUUGUCUAUGCAAUGCUGCUCCUUUCCCCGAGUCCUCCUUUUCCAUUGCAGCAUCCUACCCUCCCACUUGGGCCAUUGGUUGGAAAUUUAUGAAGUAUAUUAUAUUAGCCUUAUGGCUUCAGCAAGUCUUUGGAUUGCUGUCUGAGCUUCUUGCUCGCAUAAAGUCCUGAUGUCAGAACAAACCAAGCCCUAGUUUCCCCCAUCCACCUCCUGACGUGUUCAAAAGCUUGAACCCAGCACUCAUGUUUGAAAGAAUCAUUGAGAUUCUUCCCCUGUGGGAGGUGUUAAAAUGAGCUUCACAUUGUUCUGCUUUGUUUAUAUAUUCAUGUUUGGACAUAUCUGUUAGGCCCCAGGGGUGAACCCUAGAAUUUGCUGCCAGAUUCCUGAUAUUUCUUCUUCAUAACUGAUUUUUCCCCCUACACUGAGAUAACUUCAGUUCAUGAGAAAAAUAUGUAUACAGUCACAUUUCAUUUUCCAGAAAUACAUAGACUGGGAACCAGCCUUCACUUAAAAAAAUAAGCACUCAUGCCACAUAUCAGGAAUGGCAGUGCAUUCAGUACAGCCUCUUUUUUGCAGUUGUAUCAUAAGGUGACUUGACCAUUGGGAUAUACUGUAAAUACAGUCUUCCCAUAUCAAAGUAUAACACUGGGAUGGAGAACCUGUGUUCGUUGGACUCUAACUUCCAUCAUCCCUGACCUUUGGUCAUACUGGUAGGGUGGAUGGAGUUGAUCACCUCUGGAGGAUUCCCAUCUCUGGUCCAAUUUGUCUGCUGAAGAAUUGUGCCCUGGAUGAAGUCUCAUUGAGUCCACAGAAGCUUGUGCUGUAAUUACUAAAUUUGUUAGAAAUAAUAAUAAUAAUAAUAAUAAUAAUAAUAAUAAUAAUAAUUUGUUCAUAUGCCAUCCAUCUGACUGGGUCUGACAUGAAGGUGCCACAAGACUCUUUUAUCUACUUACAUAUUCUUGAUGUACUACAGUUUGUUUUUGCAGUAAGCGUGCUUGUUAGGAUUAGCUACUGAUAAUCUUACCUUGAAAUAGGUACCUAUUAUUCAUUUGGUAAUGGGGAAAUGCCCCCUCACUCUCUGCAAUUUAAACUAUUGCUCCUUUGCUAUUGACCAGGCAGCACAGCAAGUAAUGCAAUGCAGCCACCCUGCUCACAGGGAAAGUUUCCAUACAGAUUUAUAGGGUUGUGGUGGAAAGUUGUUACUAUGAAUACUUAUGUGGUACUUCUGUACAUUUUGUUUCUGCUUUCCUAUUUAUGAAAAAAGGAAGAGAGGUGAUCAAGAAAUGUCUCAACAAUGAAAUGGCAGGCGUGAACAUGAGGCAGUGUAUGAGAAUUUAAUUUACAAGGUAAAAUUGCAAAAUAAAAACUGCAUCUUGUUUUCCAGAGCAAAGAUAGAAGCAUCAGGAGAGGGAAAGCAAUUUGUGGGCUAAUGAUCUCAAGGCUACUGCAAGACCAAACAAAUGUGCCCAUUAAGGAAAGCACUAGACUUUAUAUAUAGAUUGUUACCAUCACUUUUGUUGCUGUUUUAUUUUUAUUCUUUGUCUCAAUGAGAAAGUAGAGAUGCAAAUGUUCUGGGCCUCUGUGGGUGUUCAAAGAACAAUUUGCAUAAUAAUAACAAAGAAUUUACUCAGUUCAUUUUUAGGUGGGCAAAGAAGGUAAACACUAUCAAUAAACAAGAUUCCAUUUUGAAGAGAUAUUUCCCUGUUCUCCUUCUGGAUCACUUGAUUUCUUUUCCAUUUUUUUAUUUUAAAUAUUUUCCCCCAUUAUACGCACUGCCAUUUGUAUCAUUAUUCCUUCAUUUUGUCUUGAUGUCAUGUUGGGUUGAAAUAAACGACAGACGAGUGGUAGGUGUCAUACGGGAGGCAUCUCCUCAACAUGUGUCGGGGAGUCCCUUUUAUUGAAUAUUACAGCAUUGCCACGUAUGUGCUUGUUGCUGAUUGGUUAACACAAGUACAAAGCAAGGGUUGCAUAUAAGACAUUAAUCAUCAAUAGGUUAAAGGAAAUCGAUUGGAAAAAGGAACGCAGAGUUUAGACAGGCAUGAUCUCCUUCUUAUCAUGAUUGAUAUGGUGCUACUAAUGGACUGCACGUUCCAGGGUGGUACGAAAGGAAUGUACACAGAAGGAUAAGUACAGAUUGAUAUGGUGUGAACUCAAGGUGAACAGAACGUACCAGGGUGGUACGAAAAGAAUGUAAAGAUAACUACCCAUCAAUGUCACAUCUGAAGUGAUAACUGGCUAUGGAAACAAGAGUGUGUAGAGCAGGAAUGGGGAAUCUGUGGUCCUCCAUAUGCUGUGGGGUUGCAAAUCCCAUCAGCCCCUGGCAGCCAGCAUGGUCACUGGUGAAAGUUGAUAGCAUCUGGAGAACCAUUGGCUCCCCAUCCCUGGUGCAGAGUCUCCACCCAUUCUUGAUGCAGAGGUUCCACCCACGAGGGCCUACCCUGCAGAUCUGGCUCCAGCUUUGAAAUGGUGCUGUCAGUUGUGCCCUCUCCUACAUCAAUUCUAAUCUCAUGGAUUUGCUUGCAGGCAGGCUGGAAGGCAGCAGCAACAGCUUGCAGGCAGACAGGAAGGCACCUGCACAAGGUGGCUAUGGGAGAUUCCCAUCAACAUAAUUGCCCACACUUAGGAAUGAUAGAAAUCAAUUUUCUUCACAUUUUAAUGUGAGCGUCUGGGAAAAUUGCUUGCAAAAAUGCAACUGCUAAGCAGGCAAAAUUGCAUAUCAAAAUCUAUUCAUGAGAGUGUAUUUUUUUAUCAUUAUUUAAUCAAAUCAAUGGGGGGAUGGGGAAUGGGGCAGCCCUAACUUAGGACUGGAAAGAUGAGAAAGGGAGAGAAACCCAAACUGACAUAUUUAUCCAUCCCUACCCACAAUAUCCACAAUUUCUCCAGGACAUGUGGAGGAACCCAGAUGGUUCAUUGCCCACAGUGCCCUGUGUUUUCCGACCUAGGUGUCUAGUGCAGAGACUGAGGGCUGUCAUCUGUCCUGGUAGCUGCCUUGUCCCUAUUCUGUCCCAUCACUUCACAACCAUAUCAGACGUUCUUUGAGCUUUAGUCUAAAAAUGGUUUUGUUCGUUUGUUCUUUAAUUAGGAAAUACAACACUGUACAAAGGUUGUGGUGGGAUUGCAUCACAAUCAGGUUAGAGCAUCAAGGCAACUGGGGAGUUGGGUAUUAACAGGAGGGUACAUCUUAUGAUCAAGCAGAAUUGAGAAAAAGCUAUAUGGAAAAUGCCUGUAUGACAAGUCUGCAGCCCAUAAGAGGAAGAGCUGCACUUGUCCAGUUGAACACUGGCUCAUAAUGGAAAGAAGAAGAAAAAUCCUCUUGUCCUUUUCAAUGAUCAGAUAAUGCCCAGAGGCAUGAAAAUGCAGUAACUCAGUGUCUCUGUGGGUAAAGCUAUAAAUGUUACGGAUGAUCAUAAAAUUACCCAGCACCUUUAAAAUGCAGGUAUGGUAUUUGACACCUUGACCUCCUCUGCAGUGUGAAUAAAUGCUCAAUGAAGAAGUAUUUCAUUUCAUUUGUUUUAAAUUUGCCUGCCAUUAACUUGGAGUGACCUCUUGUUCUCUAAUUAGGAGGAGACUGUAAAAUGCAAAGGCUGGCUGGGUUUUUUUAUUUUAUUUUAUUUUUUACUGUGGCUUUCGAGAGAUUCAGCACCUCAGUUGAGUCACUUCUUCUGAGGCUAAAUAAUCCUAAAUUUCUACAAAAUGUCAGGGAGCACUUUAUUUGUUAUGAAUUAACAUUAAAGCAGCUAUUCAGCUCUGUGGUGGUUCACAGACCUGGUAUGAGUAAUGGGCUUCACUAGCUAGUACCCUUUCCUUUCCUUUCCUUUUGCCCAAUGCAAAGAUUUUUAUAACUAGCUGGAAAACAUCCACAAUGGUUAUGCAAAGUUGGUAUAAACAGGUUGUGCUAUUAAGAACAGAGGCAUGUUGUAACACAUCUCACAUAACUUCUUAUAAGUUAUACACUUUGAUAAUUCUUUUCCAGAGGGGGUGCUAUAAUGACUCAAAAUAUUUUUAUUUUGUACUGAAACACCAAACUGGAGAAGAAUUUUCAGUGGAAUUUUUAAUUCUUUGAUGAAGAACAGACAAAUGGGGCAGUUUUCCAAAGCUCUUCUUGAAUUGACUCAUUAUUUAUCCAAGCCCCCUCCCCCAAAAUGGAAAAGUAAUUGUUUUGAGUGAAUCCAAAACUUCAGGAAUCUAUUUUCCAUUCUCAAAGGAACUAUAUGGUCAUUAGCUCCCAUGCAGAAAGCUUUCAGCUUCCAUCCCUGAUUUCACCCCUAAAAGCUUCUGUUUUCUGCCAUAAAGUAAUUAGGGGAAGCAUUAGAAUCAUAGAAUUGUAGAGUUGGAAGCGAGAAAGUCUGAAGGCUUGGAUAGUUUACCCCAAACAUGCUUGCACAUUUCAGGUAAGCUAUGCAUGCGUUCCGAUUUUUGUAUAUCCAGUGCGGUGUAUCCAUAUCCAGGGCAUACAUGUUGAAUAAUCCAUACCUGAGCCUUGAAAAAAAAUCACACCUGGAAAACCAGGGUUUCUCAAGAAAGACCUGGGAUAUGAUGCAGGGGUCUGUGGUGUGAAGGCAGGAAUCACCAAAAUUGGUAGAGGCAGCUUGCACCAAGUGGAACGACAGCACCAUUCUCUGAUUUGAUUCUACUUAAUAUUUAAAUUUUUAAUCUGUAAUCAGUGUUGACAUAAUGAAGGAAAAAUAGAUUGCAAACAUUCAGGGUACCUGCAUGAGAAAUAGUCCUUGGCCAAAUAUGAGAGAGACUGAGAAUAUCAGUUUCACCUCUCUCAGACAAAAUAAGGAGUUUAGAUCAAAUGCUUAAAGAGCCAAAAUCCUUUCAGAAAGGCAUGUUUUAAGUGCAUGUGGAAUAUGUGGAUAUUUGCUUCAUGCAUGUCUAUAACCACAGGGGGGUUACAUUUGUAAUUAUAGGCAAGCAGUUCUGUAAUGCUUGGGGUUUCUCCUAUUGUAGCUCUAUUUGGGGCAAUAGCAUUCUCCUGUCAAUCUACAUAUUUUCAAGAACUUACACACACUGUCACUUCAUCUUGGCCUCUCUCUCUCUCUCUCUCUCUCUCUCUCUGUUUGUGUGUGUGUGUGGUGCUGGGAGACUGAGCAUUAGCAUUGCUUCAUUACCAUCCCAUGAGACCUGGACCACAUCAUGAUUCCAAACCAUCAAAUCACUUUUGGAGGUCCGACUGCACUGCUCUCCUGCCAUCUGUAUAUCAGCAGGAAAGUGAAUAUUGAUGCUUUUAUAGUACAAUAUGGUGUUGAGUGGUAUCUUUGCUGCAGAGCAGGAGACCAUUGGUCUCCAGUUGACUCUGAUCCAUGAACCAGCAGAUGGAUGGAAACCAAUGAACUAUAGAAAAUGCCUGAUGUUUCAACCACCCUAACCAAUGUAUGAUUUUAUGAGGCACUUGAAGACUGUGAUUGUGAAACCAUUUAUAAGCCUGUAAGCCCUAGUGACACCAGUGUUACUUACAGGCCUGUAAAUUGCAGGGCCUUUAACAAUAAUUAUCCAAUGCAUCCUGAAGAUAAUAUGGAAAUAUUCACUGUAUUAAUAACCGUCACAUUAGACUGGUGACAGUUUGUCAAUGUACCAUCUUCAUAUUUUAUAAAAUGGGGCAGCACUGUUUUCCAAAUCGUUGGUUCACGGAUUAUUAAUGAGCUGCAAAACCAUUCAGAAAGUUUAAUAUUCUACCAUUUCCCCAAGGGGUAGCCCCUUACCAAUGUUUAGAUGCCUGUGUUAUCAACAAUAACUGUUCUGUGAAUUACCACUGUUUUCCAUAACGUAAUUAUCACUGACUCCACACUCUCUGUAUUUCAUUUCCCUUUUAUCUCCUUAUUUACAAUCCCCAUUUCACCAAUCAUGUGUGAAUAUUCCUGUAACUCGGGAUAAUACUUCAUGCAUCUGAGGAAGUGGACAGUGAGCUACAAAAACGUAUGUCAUAAUUUACAUAAUUUAUGCAAGUUACACAUUUAACUUAAUGAUGUAAUUACUCCACAUUGUUCAUUUCAGUGCAAAGGAAAUACAAUUUAAAUUGUUGGGGGAGGGGAUUAAUCAAUUACACAUCGUUUUCGGAAUGGAAAAAAAUGUGAAAUCAGUAUUACAAUUGUGUUCUGGACAUGGGACAAAUAAGUAAACCUCUGCAUUUUUGCUUCUGUUUUCGUCAGAAUUCUCUGACAUCCCUAGCAAGACAACAGAUCAGACUCUGCCAAAACCAACAUAUAUCCUGGCUAAUAUGUCCUUGUGCGCCACCUAAGUGAAAAAGUCCAAUAGAAAUUCAAUGAGCUUAUAGAAAUGGUAGGGUACCCUGCACAUGUUGCUAGACUACAGCUCCUAUCAUCCCUUACCACUGGCCAUGCUGGCUUGGGCUGAUGGGAACUGGAGUCUAACAGCAUCCUGCAUCAUACUUCCCACCCCUGGACUAUAGAAUAAAAAAUGUCCUUAACCAUUUGGCAAUAGAGCAGACCAGACAUAUUUCUGGGCUUAUUUGUCAAGGACUAACUGAAAGACAGGAGACAUGCUGGAACACCAUCUAUUAGUGGACAAUAAUUCACAACUAUCCUGUUGCUCCAUUUAUUCAUGCAUCAUCUAAUAAGAUGACAUUUAAUACAAAAUAAGAAUGAUGAAGUUUGCCUGAAUUUGCACAAUUUAUUAUUGGUGUCAAGCCAUAUUAGUUUUGCCAGCACUUGACAUACUUUGCUUAGGAUUGCUGUCUCCCAGAGUAAAAAGUUAUUAUUACCUAGUGGGAUUUCAUUUUGCACUGAGACUAAUACAAUCAAGAAGACUGAGUUAGCUGCACAUUUCUCUCUGAGUCUUUAAGUGGAAGACUGAUUGUUUCUUGAAAGGCAUCCCCAUUUAAUGCUCCCACUUGCAUCUGCCGUGCUUGACGAUCACCAUUACAGAAAUGCAGAGACAAUGGGAUACUUUACACCCUAAGUAGUCUCUCUGUUAUCCACACUUACCUUUUGCCCCACUCUUUUCAGGCACAGAUUCCCACUUAAAAGCUCAGUGUCCAAGCAUUUUUUUAAUUAUUAUUUAGAGCAAACAUCAAUUCAGUUUUUUCACAGAUUGAUAUUUGCUCUGAUUCAGCUUCAAAGAGUUGGGUUUCAUGGGGAAAAGGGCAAAGGGCACCCUCUCUAUCCUCCCUCCAGGCAAGCGAGAGGCUUCAUCAGAGUUCAGUGACACACUGGAGUGGGGCAAAAACACUUAAAGAAGGCACAGAGUGCAGCCAGGGAGGAGUGUGGCCUCAGGAAAGAGGGUGUGGCUGAGUGGGAAGUGUAGCAGAGUCCUGAGGACCAGAUAGAGGGACCUGGAGGGCCACUUGUGGCCCCCAGGCCUGAUAUUUCCCACUUGAGUUCUUCAAGUAUCCCCAUCUACUAGUGAUGCAAAGCCCCUUCUUCCAAAGGGCCUUACCAAAUAUUAAGUGUUACUGAAAGCCAUCUGAGACUCAGCCUUGGAGGGCUUACACACUCUAUCUAUCAUCUAUCUAUCUAUCUAUGCCAACACCCUCCUCCAAGUAUUCUGAAUAAAAUACAGGAAGCGUAGAACAAACUAUUGGUAUACUUUGGAGGGUCAGGGGGUUUGCAUAAGGCUGAAAACACAUGCCAGAAGUGUGCCAGAGAUACUUCUAUAAUUUAUUUUACAGACAUAGGAAAGAUGUAACCCACAGGAGCAAAGCAUUUUCAAAUCACUCCUGAGAAAAGGACACAUCAAUUCUGAGGCUGCCACCAGGCUCUCGAGUUCAGAUAUUCCCAGGCUUUUUCCCCAGACAACCGCCCUACACAUCCUGUCAAAAUGAAUCAGGAUUCAGCAAGUUUAUGCAUGUCAUGCUGUCAAGCUACAGAUGCAUUAGAAAGGAAGCGGAGUGACUGUUAAAAGUAGCUCUGAAAAGAUGAAAAUUUGUCUGUUUGGGAGCAAAAGAGAUGCAGCAGGUGGAUUAUUGUCACAAUGCUGUGAAUGGGACUCAGUGCUGGCUAUGCCAUUAGGUAAAUGGAGGCAAUGAAUGUAAAUUCUAUCCUUUUAUAGUAGGCUAGUUUCUACAAACACUCGCAAAUCCCUUUUCAGCAAGAGGCAUUAUCAGAGUUUAAGAACACAUUCCAGUCAGGUAAAAACAUUUGAGGAGUGGGCAAAGCAGGGCAGGGGAGAAGUGUGGUAUGGAAAGACGGGUUUGUAUCUGAGGAGAGAGUUUCACUUGAGGAUUGUCCCAAGGGAUAAAUAGAGAGGCCUGGGGUACAUCCAGGCCUGAAUUUCUUUGCCCUUGUGUCUAACCUUUACUCAAGAAUGUUGCAGUUCCACUGAAUGGGAUGAAUGUCCCAAUUUCAGAUCGUAACAGUUGGACAGAAGUCUACAAAUCAAGCCUACAGCUGUUGUUUUGCUACUGUUUUUGAAAUGCUGGCCCAGUGAGGGAUGAAUUAAUACUAUAUGGAGACUCUUAAGGCCAAUAUAAAUCCAUAUUCUUGCUUCCCAUGGUGGGUUUCCUGUUUCCAGGAAACCCAUAAGAAGGGAAGCCUUCUGCUCUUGUUGGUCUCCAACAAGAGAUGUUCAGCUGCAUGCUGUCUACAGUGUUAGAUUUUAGACUCUGGAGUUAAUGUGCCCUUCUUCAAAGUGUGGCAAGCCAGCCCUGUUGCAAUUGGAGGCCCCUCUGCUCAUUCUUCUGGAUGAGGCCCUUAGAUGUCUGCCCCAGAGUCCUGCCCUGAUGGUGCAUACCCUCCAAUAUUCCUCUGAAGAAAAUUGGGACACAUGUCUUUUAGUGCUGUGCACUCGUGCGAGUCAGAUGGUGCAUCUUUCAGUGCUGAGCUCUUGUGGGAGCCAGCUGACUUGCGUGAGAGUGCAGCAGCACUGCAGGCACCAGUGCUGGCUGCAAGCUCAUCCUCCCCCAAGAUCAGUGGCAUGCUGGAAGGAGAAAAUGGGACAUUCCAGGAUCCAAUCAGAAACCUGGGUGCCUUCUGUAAUUCCGGAAUGUCCUGGGAAUAUUGGGACAGUUGCCUGGUAAGAUGGUGCCACUGCCAGAACUGACAUGAAGCCAUUAUGACCUAUAGACAUUGAUUGACCUAAGCCGUACUUCCUUUUGCCGUAUUAUUUCUUUUGUUUUAAUAUUUUUGGAGCACUUCAUUAGGAUCAAUGAAAUGGCUUAAGGCCCCACCUGACCCUUUGCCAGAUUCCUAUGGAGCCUGAUGCUCAGCCAGUCAUGCCUUUGUACUUCAUUUUCCCACCACACAAAGGUCUGCCUUAAAAAAGGCAAAGAGAAAGCUUUUAGAAGUCAUGUCAAGAUGCUUGCUGCUUGUUAAUAUUCUUGUUGUCUUCCAUUUUUAAGCCAUUGGAUAUGGCUGAUGUUUCUAAUUUACAAAGAGAUGACAUCUUUAAUUGAUUUUAUCCUUUUGUCUUUCCAGUAUAUCCAUUGCCACUUAUUGAUUCCCGUUAACAUAUUCAAACACAAGUCUCCAGCAUUAACAAGACCUUGUCAGAAUACAUUCACUUCCUGUUUCGUUCUAACUCCUGCCCCUGGGUAUCUAUUAUGAUGUGACUAGUGAUAAGACAUUUCGCUUGGAUUGCUGUCCACCCACUAAAUUAAACCUGCAAGGCAUGCAGCAAAAAAUGUCUUUUUUAAAAAAAAAAAUCUGCCCUGAAGGAUGGGCAAUAGGAAACAAGAUAGCUGGAUGAAUGGUAAUAGUAUUCAGUAUCAGUACUGGGAAACAUAUACGGACUCAAAAAAGUGGGGGUGUCUUCUUUUCCUGCAACCCUUCCUCAGCUGAAAAUAACAGUAGCUAAAUUCCAACAGCUGGCAGGCAGGAUAUUUCAUUGUAGCUGGUGGUUGACUGAGAAAAGUGUGCGACACAGCACGCUUGAGACUUUAUCACAAUUUCAGAUGAAGGGAAGAGCUCUUUGACUGUGGAACAACCUGCCUCAUGAUGGGUUGGGCUCUCCUUUGCUGGAGAUAUUUGUGUCUCUGUCUGCGUUUCUCUCCACAUCUUCUAAUCAAUCUAUUUUAAAUGCAGAGGUAUAUUUUGGGCAGUAUGAACGGUUCUGCAACACUGGGAGCUGAUCCUAGGGGGUGCCGCAGGGUGCCACAACUAUAACGUAAUUCAUUGAACAGAACGGGAGGUGAGAGUGGGGAUGGGUGGGGUGGAAUUAACCUCACAAAGGGUGCCACUGAAAUUUGAAACACCAAAGUCUGCCCCUGUAUAAAUAAAGUUACAAAAGAAAACAGUUCCUAUCAGAAUUCUGUAUUGUGGUUAAUGAAAUACAAAAACAAUAAAUUCAGACAGCGCUUUUCAUUGUAAGAUAACAAAGUGCUUGAUUGAAGUAGUCUGUGCAUAUUGUACUUAAAUGUGUUGCUAAAUCAUAUUGAUUUUAAUUGUAUUUUAAUCGUUUCUUUUAUUCUUAUUGUAUUUUACUGUGUUAAAAUUGGGAUUCCAUUUUUUAAAAAAAACACUUUAUUGUCUAGCACAGUGCACUACAAUAGAUAAACAAGAGGCAGAAAUAUCAUUAAGCAGCCCACCAAGACCCUCAGCAAUUUUCAAGUGGUCUGUGGAAUGGGAGGUUGUUUGAGAAACCCUGGUCAGAAGGCACACACAAUCUGUGCCUUCUUGCUGAAGCUAAGCAGGUCUGAGUCUGGUCAGAUUCUGGAUGGGUAACUGCCUGUAAAUCACAUGUAUGUGGCUUCGGAUUCCAAGAAAAGUGGGACAUAAAUAUAAGAAAACAAAUGGAUGUAAGAACAUCAGUAAAUGAAUGCAAGAUAUAAGCCUGAGGUGAUAUAUCUUUGUGGUUUGAUUUCACACAAAUAGAUCACGUUGAAAACAAAUACUCAUUUUCACUUUGGGAUGACACCAAUGCAGGCAGCACAUGCUGUUCAAAAACCUCUCCCCCUUUCUGUCCAUAGGCUUCCAGUGAAAUUUGAAUUGCAUUGUUCCAGUGGGUAAAUACAGGAGCUAAGAAUUCCCCUGUGGGGAGUUAAGUAUUAGAUAUUCUCUGCCUGCCUUGAGCACAAGCAAAGGAUUUCAGUCUCCAACUGUUGUCAGCUUGGCACCUUUUUAUGAACACAAGAUAAGUUUUCUUUAUAUAUAAAAAGUAUAGCUCCUCGUGCUCCUGCUGCCUUGGACUUCAUAGAAAUCACUGUCUCCUUGCAGAAAUUUCCGUCUCCUUUUAAAUAAGCCAAGGUACAAAAUAAUCUAGCUCAAAGACUUCAGAGCAUCUCAAAUCUCAAAGCCUGCUACUUUGUUACUAAAUAAUGCAGUGAAAGGAAAACCUUUCCUGCACAGCAAGGUAAGACAGGACUGGAGGAUUUGAGCCAAAGGAGUCAAUUAAGGUAAGGAUGGCAGCAGUCCCAUAGGAUGAAAUUUCAAUGUGCAGCAAGUGUCCUGCAGAGAGAUAUCACCAGCAAAGAAGCUCUGAUGGGUCUGUGAAUGCAGCACUGCCUCACCGCCAUCACAGUCCCUCUCUAGGGCAGGAGCAACUGGGCAUAACCUAAGUUGAUGCAGCCUCCCCACAGUUUCUGUGAGUGCUGCCUGCAAGACAUCUGGCAGCCUCUUGUUAAUUUAGGGCUCAGUUUUUGCAACUGAUGCUCUCAAGGAUGCUUUUAAGAAGAGAAAAGUGGCAGCGUAGGAUCUCCUAUUAGGACAGCUGCUGAAUCAGCAUGCCACUUUCCACAGGCGAUUAGGAAGGAGAAACUCGGAAUGCUGUCAUGCACACUUGAAUCUGGCAGCCAUUUGCCAGAGAUAGAUUGCAGGUGAACACGCACAAUCUGCACGGAUGGGGCUGUAGCACAGAGGCAGAGCACAUAUUCCCAUGCAGAAAGUUCCAAAAUGGUUUAGUUCUUCUCAACUGGAAGAUUCCAGGCAACAGGGCUGGGCAAGAGGACUAAGAACUGGUUUUGAUGGAUUAAUGGUGUCAUUAAUGCAGCUUUGCUUAUAUUAGCAUGCCACACAACUUGUGGCAUAUUUGGCUGUAAACAGAUGGAAGGAAAUAACAAAUGGAAGGAAGGCUCGUGUCUUAAGAACAUAGGGAAACGUCUGCUAGAUCAGGCCAAGACCCAUCUAGUUCAACAUCCUGUUUUUACAGUAGCCAACCAGAUGCCUAUAAUAAUCCCUUAAGCAAGUCCUGAGUGUAACAGCCUCUGCUGCAGAGAAGGUGAGAAAGAGUUGCAGUGGCAGAGCAUAUGUGCUGCAUACGGACACCCCCCCCCCCAUUCCCACCAUCUGUCACACCUGUCAUCUGCAGGCAGGACUGAGAAAGAUCCCUGCCUGAAACCCUGGAAGCUGUGACCAGUUGGUUUAGUAGACAAUAACUGAGAUCAAUGGAACAAUGGUCUACCUCAGUAGCAUCCCAUUACAGUGGUACCUCAGGUUAAGUACUUAAUUUGUUCCGGAGGUCCGUACUUAACCUGAAACUGUUCUUAACCUGAAGCACCACUUUAGUUAAUGGGGCCUCCUGCUGCUGCCGCACCGUCGGAGCACGAUUUCUGUUCUCACCCUGAAGCAAAGUUCUUAACCUGAAGCACUAUUUCUGGGUUAGCAGAGUCUGUAACCUGAAGCGUAUGUAACCUGAGGUACCACUGUAAUCCAAUGCCUCAGUGCAUAUCUGAAUAUUCCACAUGCACACAAUGGCCUUCAUAUUGCAGUUUACUGUUUCUAAAAGGAAUAAAUAGCAGUCAUUUGUUUAUAUGGGGGAAAGGAAAAUGGGACCAACACUGUGUGGAAGCAAAAUUUGCCUAUCUAAUAAGCUCUUGACUCAAUGACCAAUCGCAAUGGUACUACAGACUACAGCUGUUUUCUUCUGUCCAUAGACCUAAAAGGUAGCCACUGAGAACCAAGACCGCCCUAUCUACAUAGCUUCUGGAAGUGUGAUAGAAGUUUAAAAUAUGGGGUGGAUGGGUGGAUGGAUGAAUGAAUGGAUGUAUGGUUGGACACAUAGAUAGUCCUCCAAGGAAACUACCGUAUUUUUCGCUCUAUAACACGCACCCGACCAUAACACGCACGUAGUUUUUAGAGGAGGAAAAUCCGUAGGCAUGCCACCCGUAGGCAUUCCCUCCAUAACACACACAGACAUUUCCCCUUACUUUUUAGGAGGAAAAAAGUGAGUGUUAUGGUGCAAAAAAUACGGUAUAUGCUAGCAUGGUAGAAUGGAUUGUAGGGUGGCACUUUGGUGCAGUUUGCUGGACUGAGCAAGAUAUUCAUUUUAAAAAUGGCAGCGAUAAAAAUCUUUUAGUGUAAAUAUAAACCUUUGAUUGUAAGAGACCUAAAGCAGAGCAAUUUGCUUCUCCUUGGAAGGUCUUCAGCAUAUUGCUGUCUCUUACCUUUAAUGGAAUAAUGAAAACUUGCCUCACAGGUUUCUUAUUAAGAGAAAUGAAAUAAGAAUAAGAAAGACAUGUUCCACAAAUUAAAAAUAGAAUGUGUCCAUGAACUGCGUUAUAUAUAAUGGCUAAUUGCAAUAGUGCGUAGGCGACAGAGGGCUUUGGGUUUUGGAUUCCACCUGCAACAGGAAAUCACCAGACAGAUCUCUAAAGCAGAUAUAAGAAUGCUCAGCCUGUAUUGCUCCUGCAUUUGUAUUAUAUCUUUUUUAAAAGGAAAGAUUAGCUUGGAUCUCCUCUUGGGUCCUAUAUCUGGGCAUGCCUGGAUGGCGGCCAAGAGCAGAUGGUCUGGUUAAAUUAACACAUUUCCCACAGUCCACAGUGUGCCUGAGAGAAAACAAAAUGGCUCUGAAUGGUUACCAUAUCCAUAAAAUAUGUUUCUUAAUAGCAACAACAAGAGCCAAAAUGACAGUGCAACCCUGCCUCACAUAUUUUUAUUGUUGAUGGUUGUAGAAAUUUCCUUCAAAGGCUGGGCAGAUGUUUGUUAGGAGGACUGCAUUUUUGUACAAGAUAUCUCAUCUCAGUGUACACUUGGACUUGGGAGACCGCCGGGUCCCAUUCAAUUCAAUGAUUCGAUGAACAGUGACAUAGAUAUCUCAUUCUUGGGAGUCUGAGAUAUAAACCACAUAGCAUCUCAUGGGGAAAUAUAGUUCUGCACAUGGAUGACAAUGAGAUUCUUCCAUGCCAAAUACAACCCACAUUAUCAGCAUUCCCAUAUCAAUUACUUCCAAAUGUGACUUUAUCCUAGGGACAAGUGCAUCAGUCUGUUUCUUUCUUUCUUUCUUUCUUUUUUUAAAAAAUAGUUUUUAAAGGUUUUUUGUGUUACAAAGCAAACAGAUAAACAGGAAGCAGUACAUCUAUUGUCUCCAUUUUCAAUUCAUAUUCUUUUUCACAGUUCAUUUGCAUUUGGUGAGAGACACUUCUGUCAUAGACAUCUUGCAGUUGGAGCAGAGGAACGGGGAGAGAAAUGGGGAUCUUCUUUCAUUUUAUUGCCUAUUUUUAGUGUGGGGGUUUGUGUCAGCAUCACAUGGGUAGGUCCUUUGUUUGCAUAUUUAUUUAUUUUUAUUGAUGUUGAUGUUGCGAGAGGUUUGGGGUUCCCGAGCUUGGUUGGUUGUGUUCAGUUGAUGGUGGUGUGGCUUAUUUAUGUGAGGGGCAUCAGUCAGUUUCCACCCUUCUGCAGGUAUUUAUCCAUCAGUUCACUCUAGCCCAUUUCUGCAUUAAUCUGCAAUGUGCUUUUUAAAUUCAUAAACCCAUGCAAAAAAAAAAUGCAUUCACAUGCAUAUUUAAACAUUUUCUCUUACAAUCACAUUUUAAAUGUACAUAUUAUCCCUAGUAAUAUAGAUUUUGAAAUGAAUAAGGAAGUGUGAACACCCAGUGCAUAACAAUAUUACGAUUCACACAUUAACCCAGAUAGUGUGAAUCAGGUCAGUUCAUAAUGGAAUUCGCAAUGAAUGAAUUCCUCCAGCAGAGGAUCCUAAGAACAUAGAAAGAGCCCUGCUGGAUCAGACAAAAGGCCCAUCUAGUCCAGCAUCAUGUUCUCACGGCGGCCAAUCAAAUGUCCAUGGGAAGCCCAGAAGCAAGGUAGGAGCGCAACAACAUUCAUUAGCAUAUGGUCUGCAGUAGGGUACCAGGCAAGGGGUGACUUUUCAAAUUUAACUAUUCAGGUAGGUAGCCGUGUUGGUAUGAAGCAGUCGAAAUAUAUUUUAAUUUUUUUAAAAAAAUUGUCCAGUAGCACCUUAGAGACCAACUAACUUUGUUCUUGGUAUAAGCUUUUGUGCGCAUGCCAAGAACAAACUUAGUUGGUCUCUAAGGUGCUACUGGACACCCCCCCCCCAAAAAAUUUUUUUUAACUAUGUUCUGCUUGCUUCAGGUGUGAUACUCUGAGCUGUAUCAGCAGCUGUAUCAGACACAUCCCACCUGCCCUGCCUUUGACAACCCCAAAUGCCUACUUAGGGGUGCCAUAUUCAAAGAGGGUCUUGAUGUGUACAAUCCAGUGCACCCCAGCCCAUUUUGCAUAGUUGAGUUCUGGAUUUUACCUGAGAUACUGACCACAUGAAAUGAGGCCAGGGGAAACUUGGCUGCCGCUUUCUUGCCCUGGGUGAUUAACUCUCAGCUUAGUCUGCUUUCUCAUAUCCUCAAACAUUUCUCUGAUGAAAACAGGGACGUCCCAUUCCAUACCUUCCAACAUUUCUUCAAUGAAAAUAGGGACUUCCUAAGGAAAAGCACGGCAUUCUUGAAUCAAAUCAGAAACCAGGAUGGCCUCUGGGACUGUCCCUGGAAAACAGGGACACUUGGAGUGUCUGCUUUCUGGAACAAAAUGUCCCCAUUUGUGCCUAGGCAGAAGGACCAAGAUGAGUGUGCUUCCUUAAGAAUACUGUGUUUUGUGAUAGUGAAGAAGAACGUAUAAGAAGAAAUGUUUGAGUAAAAAGGAGGAAGCAUUCUACAUUGUUGCUAACAUCUAAAAUAUAUCUGAUCCAAACCCUUGAAAUAUCCUUAUAGUAACCAUCUGCCUUGAUGUUAUGCAGGGGUCCUAUUCACAAGCAUGGCAUGCUAGACAGAAGAACAGGAGUUAGUUCAAUAAUUUUAUGAAUUAGUUAACUGGGAGUAAACGAUGUCAGAAUGCCAGCUCCAUGUUAUAUUUUGUCAUGUGGAUAUUUGUGAGCAGAUAACAUUACCCAAGUGCCUUAGAAAUGCCAAUGGAAAUAAUAUUAUUCACACUGUGUUCACUGUACUUUAAUUUCAAAUAGUUACAGGCAAGGCUGAAUCAGAUUAAAAGUAAAUAAAUAAAAAAGCACCAAAGAGAAACAGCAAGCUGAGUGGAAAAUUGGCUGGAAAUUGGAAAUAAAAUUGCAAUGGGUAAUGGCUUAUAGAGGCAAAUAGUGGGGUUUCUUGGUUUUCUAUCUCUAUCAAUUACAUAGAUGAAAGAAUAACAAGCCACCUUUCAGAAAUUUGCCUGUGAUAUUAACAUGAUAAGCAAAGGAAAUUGGGUUUCAGAUGCCAGUAGUGCCUGAUGAAACCAGCAAGGCAAGAGCUCUGACACAGAAACCCUGCAAAUAGAAUUUUAACACAGAUAAGUGGCCUUUGCGUAAUGAAAGUUAAAUAUUAAUUGUAACAGUGAACUAAAGAGCAAACAAUACAAGCAACAAAUACUAAAGGAGUUAAUGAACUGUAAUAGGCGCUUCUUGCUAACUUUCAUUAUAAGAGCAACGGGGAAGGUUGAACACUGGCGUACUUGGUUUGACACAAAUCAUAGAUAAAUGGCUAGGUGAUAAUGGAAUUCUAUACCUAGCUGCUACUAGAGGUUAAGCAACUUUUAAGUAACAAAUUUAUAGUAAACACUCACAGAUGAAUGUGCUAGUAAUAAUUGCUCCCAGAUAUGAGCUCCUACACAUUCUAAUGGCUGUACAGAAAUCUGCCAGCCUCCUGGCAAAUUUGCACGUAGAAACUGUGAAUCAGGGAGUCAUAAUAAUUGCCUUUCCUACACUUAAGAUUCUACAUGGUCACACAUUUUUUGUUCAAUAAAUGUAGCCCUGCUAGAAUGUUCAGUGUCUAUCCAUGAUGACAAUUGUAUAAGGGAGAGUGGGAGGGCUCUUCUAAGCUCCUCCCUUUCCAGCAUAUCCCCAUCUCCUUUUUGCCAUCUGUCCACAAGCUGCAGGGCAAAGUUGUAGAGCAGGAAGCUUCGGACGUAAGUUCCAUUGUUUCUUCCUAAUUUCUUCCUAGUAAGCAUGUUUAAGGAUAGCCAUGGGUGCCAAAUAUAGAGGUUAAAGGGCCUUUGACCCCCUUAAUAUGGAUAGCUCAGUUGGUUAAAGUGUGGUGCUGAUAACACCAAGGUUGCAGUUUUGAUCCCCAUAUGAGACAGUUGCAUAUUGCUGCAUUGUAGGGGGUUGGACUAUAUGAACCUCAGGGUCCCUUCCAACUGGACAAUUCUAUGAUUCUGUUAUUGCAGCUUCACAAUGCAAUCCUGUCUAUUUAUUUAUCUGUCUCUACUCAUAGAUAAGCCCCACUUAGUUCAAUGGGAAUAAGAGUAUGUAUAGGGUUGUAGCUUUGGGUUGCAAGGAUUUCUGUUUAUGCAAUGGAACCUCUCCCCCUCCUCUCUCUGUGCAUGCCCCAUGCCCUCCCCAGCAUUAUGUGUUCUCACAAAUUAUCGUGAUACCUCUUUGCAACAAACCAUCUGGAUUCUCAUAACACAUGUCAAAAUGUGCCCCCAGGCUUCUUUAACUGGUUCUUGGAAAUCUCCCCAAGCCUUUCCUCACAGUUUCAUUGACCUGGACUGUAUCCCUGUACUCUGAUAAAUGUUUCUCUAACCCUGUGCUAAGCCAUCUCUUCUACAUCAUCCCAUCCUACUAUAUUGUCCUUAGUGUCAAAGGAACAUAAACUUGCCUGAGAGUGUAUCACUAUGAUACAAUGCAAUAUUUGAUAAAAUAUAGAUUGAGGAGGGAAGGACCACAUGCAUCAUCCAUGAUGCAAUUUGACCAUGAUCCCCCCUCUCCCCCCCCCCCACAAAGCAGCAUAACGAGCUUCAGCCCUGGUUACAAUGAAAAGGUGGGAGACAAAUGUGUCUGCAGAGGCAGAGUGGACACAUUGAAAACAGUGAGUUUUCCCUACCUAAAGCCAGGAAAACAACUGGUCAUAGAAUUCCUCCUGUGACUCACACUUGACUACUCAACAGGCAAGCUAUUAAAUGCACAAUACAGGUGGCACAUUGCUAACAGGUUUGUUAUUUCCCUCACAGCUAUUUAUUUGUUAAGUGUGGAAACAAAGCAUAUCGUUUCCCCUACUUCUCUUGUAAAUUACUUCUAGAUGUGUGCAGUUAGUGCUGAUGAGGGGAAUAUUAUGUGCAAUAACAGUACAGAAUAGAGGUUAUAAAGAAACAAUGAAUCUGGGAAGUUUUGUGUGUAUGUGUGUGUGUGUGAGAGAGAGAGACACACACACACAGAGACACAGACACAUACAUAUGCACAAAAACAGAUGCAUCACAUCUAUGUUUGUUGCUGAGAGACCCAUAGCUUCAGUGUUCCCAUUGUGCUUUGACACACUGGGGUCAAGCCUGUUGAAAUAUAGAUUUGUGGACCUCAUUCAGAUACCUGGCCUCUGUCUCUUCAGACAGCAUUAACAGGGCUCUAGCGGUGCUCUCAAUGCAAUAUUAAUGUAGCAAUCCAUUCCACUCACAAUGGUCCAUUUUCAUUUUUAAUAGGGACAGCUCUGUCAUCCCUGCGAUACCUAUUUUCCUGUCAAGCUAUUUAUUUUCCUUACCUCCUUGCCUAUGGACUUUAUUUGUUGUGCACCUAUUUUUGGCUCCUUCUUUAUGGCCACCCUGGAAGCCAUCCCUUUUCGGACUCCUGCUGCUAUUCUGCUCUGUAUAUGGGAGAUGGCAUUUCAUAGCACGGCGUCAUAGGCAGAGGUGCAUGAGGCAAAAGUAGGAGAGCCCAAAACUUUAUAGAUACUCUGGUGGCAAUGAAAACAUUCUUAUGACUCUUGAGGUGCCAUUUCUCUUGACGAGGGAUGGGUAGCUAACUCCAUACCAUUUCAGUCUCUCUGAUGCUCAAACAUAGGUCUAUUUUGUCCCUUUGUACAGAUCUUUUGAAAGUUAGUGCAAGGUUUGCAUUUAAGUUCUGCACAUUUGGUAUGUCCUUUUUAAAACACCUGCUUUUAAAAGCGUGCCCUUUUCAAUAUGGCCUGGUCCCUGGGUACCUGAAAUAUACUUUUCAGAACAGAGCUUGCCCCCACCCUCAGCUCUUUCUGGUGGGAUGCUUGUCAAUGACAGCUGGACCAAAAUAUUCUCUAUUGGCAUGAUUGUGCAUGAGGGAAAUAUACUUAUUUACAUUUGAAUGGUCUCACUGUGGGCUCAGAGCAACAGGUGGCGCAUAAUAGAACUUGGUGGGGGAAGAAGAUGGAUUGGGCCAAGCCUGGUGCCCCAAGUUGGAAUCAGUUGGAUUCCACACAACAACAAAAAACACAAUUUUAUUUUUAUUUAUUAAAUUUCUAUACUGCCCUUCAUUCGAAGAUCACCGGCUGGUUUGCAAUAAAAAAUCUCAAAAAAUACAUACCGUCAAACAAAAUAACCACUCCCCACAGUUUAAAAGGCCAUAGAUUAUUUAAUUGUCCAAAGGUAAAAUAGUCCCUCCCCCAAUUUCUAGUCCCUUAUAUUGAGGGUUGACUCCUUCCACUAGAAACUUUGAGAAGACUUUCUCAUUUGUAUUAAAAACUGAUACAAGAUAACCUUCAGUCCAAAGGGCCUGGAGUUCCAUUUAUCCUUACUUAACUUUUAUUUCUCUGCUUUGAUUGUAUUGGCUGUUUUGCUCUGAUGUCACAGAAUCAGGGGUCCACUUCUUUCAACAAAUUAAUCCUUUAUAUAAGUAUGGCACUGGAGAACCUAAUGUAGGCACCAAGUAUCACAAUACUGCCUACAGCUUAUCUGUCAGGAUUUUGGAAUCUUUGAGUAGGGCUGUUGGUUUAUAAGCUUGGAUUCUGAAUUCUGAAAUCAGGGAACUUUGCAGUAACACAGAUCUGCAGUUUAUUUAAAUUAUGGAAGAGGAGCCUGUGUAUCCCUCCAUAUGUUGCUGAAUUACAGGUCCCAUCAUUCCCGUCCCCUGGCUGGUGCUGAUAGAAGUUGGAAUCCAGAAUCAUCUGGAGGGCCACAGGUUCCCCCUCCCUGAUUUACCCUAUGGACGUUUAGAUGCAGAUUGGUUGAAUGGCCUUGGCCUCUAGUCUUUAGCCAAUAAUGCACAUUUCCUAUUUACUGAGUAGAAUGUAAAAUUUAUUCUCAUGGACUGAUCUCUUUUUAAAGUUGCUCCCUUGGGACUUGAUUAAUUCAGUCUGAUGGCAGCCCAUUUCAUUACAGUACAAUUAGCAACAUGGGGCAGUCAGUCUAAAAUUGGGGAUGAUGCUUGAGCUUUAACAAUUUUCAUUUCUCAUGCUGACAAGAUAAGGGAUUAAGAGCUUCUUAAUGUGGAUAGCUCACUGUCAUGAAUACCAUGCCUAGUUGCAUGAAAUAAUCCUACUUGGCUAAAGAAGCAAGAUGUGAUAUAUAAUGAGAUCUUAAUGUAAAUUUGAGCAACUGGCAUUCAUACCGGAACUGAAGAUCUGAGGUGCUGGUACAUAUCUAUUGCCUUUCGCCUGGUCAUGUACACUACUACACUGUGUACAUUAGGCUCAGCUUCUAGAAAUCACAGUAGUAGAGAGAUACAUUUUCUGACAUCUCUUACUGCUAUCCAGCAUUUCUGUAGGACUUUACAUUAUCCUCCAGAUUAUUUCACAUAGUUAUGGUCAAUAUUAUCUCCACACUGUGGGCUUUUUUGCAUAACAAGGUGGUGCUUCCAAGUUCAUAAUUUCAUCUCUUCUUGGUCAUGGUGAAACAAAGGACUGUGGUACCAUUGAUUUCUUUUUUCAUAUAUAGCAGCAAUGUGCUUUACAACCACAUCUUCUAAAUUCAUCUUCUAAAUGGCCCUUGAUAAUAGGACAGUGUUAUUUCAAUUAGAUGGGGAACUGAGACACAGUCACUUGCUGAACUCUUUGCAAUGGAUCUAGGACAGAAGUGUGGAGCCUCAAGUCAUUGGACCACAGCCAUUCUAUACAUAUUACAUGGCAGAUAACCCCAGUUUGCAACUGAGUGUAUACCUGACAGAGAGCUACACUCAAUCCUGGCUUUCUGCUAAGUAUCCAUAUCACUCACAGUAUGUUUCCCUCAUUGACAAAUCACAUUUUAGGUGUUUUGGGGGCUUAACAAAUUUCAAUUCUUCACAUUCAAGUUUAAUAUGUUACGUUUUUGAAACCAUAUGUGUGAAGUCACUUCUCUUAAUUCAUCUCUCCUCAAAACUCACCUGUACUGUGACGUUUUUGGCACAACACUUAGAUCCAGUACCCUACCACAGAGGCAGCCAAUGUGGUGGCCUUCAAAUGCUGUUGGACUCCAGCUCUCAUCAUUCCUGGCCAUUGUCAAUGCUUACUGGGGCUCAUGGGUGUUGGGGUCCAACAAGAUCUGGAAGGCACCACAUUGGCCUGCCCUACCAUAACUAAGCAUAAGUAUUUGUUGUUGUUUAGUCGUUUAGCCGUGUCUGACUCUUCGUGACCCCAUGCACCAGAGCACGCCAGGCACUCCUGUCUUCCACUGCCUCCCGCAUAAGUAUACAUAUGUGAAAUAAACUCAUAUUUUACCCUCACCUAUCUUUGUUUCCAUCUUUCUACUUUCUUCUUUUGUCCCUCUGUGUCCAAUUUUAGACAGAACAGAGACCUAUCCACCUAUAUUUUAAAGCACCAUGCACAAUGAUUAUCAGUAUUCAUUGUUGUUGUUUAGUUGUUUAGUCGUAUCUGACUCUUCAUGACCCCAUGGACCAGAGCACGCCAGGCACUCCUGUCUUCCACUGCCUCCCGCAGUUUGGUCAAACUCAUGCUGGUAGCUUCGAGAACACUAACCAACCAUCUCGUCCUCUGUCGUCCCCUUCUCCUUGUGCCCUCAAUCUUUCCCAACAUCAGGGUCUUUUCCAGGGAGUCUUCUCUUCUCAUGAGGUGGCUAAAGUAUUGGAGCCUCAGCUUCACGAUCUGUCCUUCCAGUGAGAACUCAGGGCUGAUUUUCUUAAGAAUGGAUAGGUUUGAUCUUCUUGCAGUCCAUGGGACUCUCAAGAGUCUCCUCCAGCACCAUAAUUCAAAAAUUCAGUAUUCAUUACCAGUAUUAUUAAACAGGCCUUUAGUUAGUUAUUGAAGAUGUCCCAGAAUACCAGCUUUUGCCUUUAAAUUACAAGAGAGAGAGUGCACCUUACCAAUAAAUUAUAUUACAGAAUGCAUCUAAAACAGCAGUGCAUGAUCUGUGGCUCUCCAAAUAUCGCUGCACUCCAAGUCCUAUCAUCCCCAGCCAGCAUGGCCAAUGAUCAGGAUUCAUUGGAGUUGGAGUUCAAACUGGUUUCCCAUCCACGAUCAAAAACAUGUUAUAAUUGCAUUGUUGAGAAUAUAAUGUCUUCUGCUACAUAGCCACACAAUCUAAUUUUGUGUGGCUAUGUAGCAUGGUGAUUGCCAUAAUCAGUGGAGGAAGGGAACUCCAUCUGCAUUACCCUUCCUAUGUUGGUUCCUGAACUCUUUUCUUGGAAUCCUUUAGAAAUCGUUCCCAUUUCUAUUCAGAACACUUGUCAGAAAGAUUAUCACUUCAAGUGAAGCCCUUAACCCAGUGACUCCACUUCGGAAAUAAUGUUUAUUCAUAAAGAGAAUAAUGAGCAAUGUUUAUUUAUAAGUAUGAGGUGGCAUGAUGAGCUAUAUUAUGCAAAUUGUCAUCCAGGAAAUGUAGCAAUAUUCUCAGUAAAAUGGACAAGAACACCAAUUUGCGAUCUUCCUCUGCAAAUGGGUUCUGCCCUUGGAUGGCAGGCAGCAAAAUGAAGAGCAAAGUGCUUUACUUGCUAAGCAGAGUGGGCUGGGUGAACAUUUAUUUGGCUACAGGACCUGGAACCCAAAGAACGCUGCUCCUUCCUUUUGAAUUUAUGGCCUAAUCUAAUGCAUGCUCAUGUUAAAAUUAAGUAUCAUUGGAUUAAAUGGGACUUACUCCCAAGUUAGUGUGCAUAGGAUUGCAACUGUUGUUUUUUAGUCGUUUAGUCAUGUCCGACUCUUCAUGACCCCAUGGACCAGAGCACACCAGGCACUCCUGUCCUCCACUGCCUCCCACAGCUUGGCCAAAGUCAUGUUGGUGGCUUCGAGAACACUGUCCAACCAUCUCGUCUUCUGUCGUUCCAGCUGGCAGUAAAUCACACCAUUCAAAGUUGGAGUUAAUUCUUCAUUAUCAUAAACAUAAUCUUCACAGACUUGGUUGAGUAUUAGGCCUAAUUAGCACAGCAGCUCAUCCCCGGUAGGUCUUAGUUGCCAAUACUGAAAGUCCCCACCUCCCCACAGUCAUCUGCGUUCCCUCAUCUCCAGGGCUUGUUCCAGCAAUCAGAGACUGCACCUGUGUGCAGCCUAGCACUGUUCCACCCCUUUCAGCCCUCUUUUGGUUCUGGUAGACGGGGUGGGUGGGCACUUGUCACAAUACGAAGGGAAAAUACCCAUGACUCUUCACCAGCCCGACUCAUCUCUGCCUCUUGCCCUCUCUCCUCCCACUUGCUUUAUUCUGGACUUCUCUCUGCCUCAGAGUCUCCCAGCUCACUAAGUCCCAUUAUUUCUUCAGCUUCCAACACUUCUUCUUCUCAGUCUUCUUCUUCUUCUCCCUCUGAUCACUCAUCAUUGUCCUGCCACUACUCCCCAGGCUCUGAGCCUUCUUUCCUUGGUGGUUCCUCAGCUGGUUCCUCCCCACAUUCCUCUACGUUCAACCAGUCCAUGACACCACCAUGUGUAUAGACCCAAUAUAUACUACUGAGAGGAACAGAACUUUUUGUGUGAGCUGUGAGCCACCUAAUCAUUGAAAACCUGACAUGUAAGUAUAUUUUUGAUGCUGACUAAGGAGGGGGGGGGGCUUGUUUAGUGAGGAAAUAACAUGGCCCCAAAUCCUUUGAACUUUUUUCUGUUCCUUCUGGUUUACUAUUAUGCUUUGUGAGAUAAGUUUGAAGUAAAUAGGACAUGGGCUUUAGGAAAGAGAACAUCUUUAUCUCUGUAAAAUCUGAAUCAUAAAUUUACCUUAAAAGUGAUCUUCACUAUCUGUUUGGAGUAUGGUUCCUGCUUACAGUUAACAAACAGUUAACUCCUUGGCAAAUAUGUGAAUUCCUACUCUGAUCUCUUAUUUAACAAUUAGGGUCAUGAUGCUAGCUGUUCUUUACAGAUCUUGUAGGAGGUAGCAGCUUGUACCAGGUGACCAAUGGCUCAUAAGGGGUGUAUUUUAUAUUAACUAUCAGCUAUUCUAAUGCCAUGGUCUAUAGAAAUAAACUAUGUUAAAAGUCUAGACUAGCACCUGUUACAUCAGUAAGAAUCCAUACAGGUAUCACAAAAUUGAUAAGGGGAAAUUUAAAGGAAACAGGAUAAAGAGUUGAACUGAAAGACAACUUUCACAUGGUAGAAAAUAAACCACUGGGUCCCCAGAACUUUGAAACUCAGGCUGUUUCAAUAUUUUCAUUAGCAAUGCUAAGUGGGCAACAAAAGUAAAAUUGUACAAAUGCUUUUGUGAUAGUGCCAAGAAAGAAGUGGGUUGUCUAAAAGUGUUAUGAAUACGGAAUCAGAUUAAAUUAAAUAGACUAACACCAUUUAGUAAAAUUGAUCUUAUGUUUGUGCAAAUUGAACGACUAGGCUUUCAAUUAUAUGGGGCUUCUGGAGCUGUCCUUGGGCUCUAUUGUUUGACAUUUUGCAGCAAGAGCUGUUUUCCACUAAAAAAAGGACUGUAUAAUUCACAAGACCUUGACCAUGAUCAGCACAUGAAUAAUGAACUCAGACUCAUAUGUAUUUUAUAGCCCAUUCCUAAGUAUGUUUAUUAGAAGUAACUGUCAUGGUUUUUCAAGGACUGUCCACUUGGAAGUAAAUCUCAUUGAUUUGUUUGGCGUUUACUCCUAGGUAAGUAGAUAAACAACUACAUUGUUAGUCUAUCUAAUGGCCUACAGUUUUAAAGUAGGAUAAUAUUUAGCUUAAAAACAUGUAGCUGGGGAAUGAUGUUACUUCUUCAGUGACAAAUCAAGGGUACACAUUAUGCUUUAAAAAAGAAUCACAAUGUUAGUAUGUUGAAAAGGAAUAGAAAUUUGAGUCGUCCCUGACUCUGAUAGGAUUCCCAGCAAGCCAGCUUAAAAUACAAUGGGAGUGACCUAAAUAAAUUGGGGCCCCAUCCUAAUUUGCUAAAUUUGACCUAGAUUCCAGGUACCUGCAGUGCCAGCUGUCAUACUUUGGUACCAGAUUCUAGAGUUAUUAAUAUACUCUGAAUGUUAAAAUCCUAAACAUUUUAGUAGAUGUCAAAGAAGCAUGAUGAGAACCCAAUGGAAAUGGCUUCUCUUUCUGUGUUGCAAACCUAAGGCAGUGGAAGCAAGGUGAAAUGUGUGCACUUAAUGUUAUGAAUCAACUGUCAGACAAUUACUGCUUUUCUUCUAUCUGAACCAUUAGAAAUAAACAGCGAAAGCCAGCAACUGGUUGCUUAAGACAGGGGCUGUAAUUAAAAGUCUGAUUCUUUCUGCAUGUGUACGCAAGCAAGGAACGUUAAUUACUGAUUAACAGGGGUUGAGAUGAGCUUGGGCAUGAGGCGAGACUGCCUUGUCCAGCCCAAUACUGUAGAACAUUUUUCACCAAGGAAACACGAAGAAGCAAGCUGAAUUUGUCCAACUUUCUAUAGCAUUGGCAACAGAAGGUAGGAAUACAUUUGGCAAAGUUCUUAUAAACUAAGAAGCUGAAUAAACGAAAACGCAGGGGCAGGAAUUGGGACUAGCAAUAAUGGAACAGAGGGAAGACAAAUUCUGGGAACUGGUGGCCCAGGGUUUUAAUGAUGUGAGGUCAUCACAGGAAGCCUCAGUUCCUGCCUCUGAUUGGGUUAAAUCUUUCUCCAAUAUAUUUGGUGGUCAAACUGAGCAACCACAUGUCCCAGCAGUGUAUAAAGAUUUCUGAAACCUGACUGAAUGGCAACCAUUCUCCUGUAAUGACACAAAGGCCCUUAUUUCUUGCCUGAAAUCAAAUAAAGCUCCUGGAGAAGAUAUGCUCCCACCUUGUGCUCUAUAAUGAAUACAUAGAAUGAUGGAUGCCUAUCCUGGCUGGCUUAUUUACCACCAUAAACAACAAGCGCCAAAUGCCCUCUGGAUGGAAAAUGGGUAUCAUUUUCCUGAUUUAUAAGAAAAUAUAUAAGAAUGAUCCACAAAACUGCCAGCCAAUUAACAUGCUAGAUAUCGCCUCAAAGCUAUUUUCAUGGUAUCUCCUUCCACAUUGUUCAUGAAGAACAAGUGGGGUUCAGAGGAGGACACAGUAGCAUUGAACAGUUUUUUACUCUUCAAGGUACAAGUAGAUAAACAGGUACCGCUCCAGCAGGAAGGUAAACGGCAUUUCUGUGCGCUGCUCUGGUUCGCCAGAAGCGGCUUAGUCAUGCUGGCCACAUGACCCGGAAGCUGUACGCCGGCUCCCUCGGCCAACAAAGCGAGAUGAGUGCCACAACCCCAGAGUCAGCCACGACUGGACCUAAUGCUCAGGGGUCCCUUUACCUUUAUACUAAGAACAAUAAGCCUUUAUGUAGCCUUUAUUGACCUUUCUGCUGCAUUUGACUCUAUUAUUUGAAAUAGGCUGUGGAAGAAACUUCAGAUUGCCAACAUCAACUGAAGACUUCUGCUAUUGGUCCAAGAACUAUACAAGGACACAGAAAAUAUUAAUCUUCUACAUUAAUGAUAGAGUGCCAUAUUUAGCCAAUGCAAACUCACACUUCCAGUAAUUAGGAACAGAAAGAUACUAAUCUUAAUGUAUGCAGAUGAUUUAGUGCUCAUCUCUCUUUCUGGAUUGGGCCUCACUAAUCUCUUGGAGGUGUUCAGCAUACUGUAAACAGGAAAGCCUAUGUAUAAAUUACUGUAAGAAUCAAUAUUGUGAUUUUUGGUAGAUACAGUCCUAGGUAUAGAUGGUGCUUGGAUCAGUAAGCUAUAGAACAGGCAUAGGUAAACUCUGUGCUCCAGAUGUUUUGAGACUACAAUUCCCAUCAUCCCUGAUCACUGGUCCUGUUAGGUAGGGAUGAUGGGAGUUGUAGUCCCAAAACAAGAGCCAGUGUGGUGUAGUGGUUAAGAGCGAUAGACUCAUAAUCUGGGGAACCAGGUUCGCGUCUCCGCUCCCCCACAUGCAGCUGCUGGGUGACCUUGGGCUAGUCAAACUUCUCUGAAGUCUCUCAGCCCCACUCACCUCACAGAGUGUUUGUUGUGGGGGAGGAAGGGAGAGGAGAAUGUUAGCUGCUUUGAGACUCCUUCGGGUAGUGAUAAAGCGGGCUAUCAAAUCCAAACUCUUCUUCUUCUUCAAAACAUCUGGAGGGCCAAGUUUGCCUAUGCCUGCUAUAGAACAAACUCAUUUAUUUAGAUAUCUUGGUGUACUCUUUAAUGAAUCCUCUCUUGGAAGUGUCAUAUGGAGGCAGUGAAAGUCAAAGCACAGAAAACCAUAGGGGCAUUGGUGAAGUUCUAUUACAAUAAGGAAAGGCCCUGAAGAUCUUUGGUAGCAAAAUGCUUACUCAAAUGUUCUAUGGCAUUGAAAUUUGGGGCUCUGAUUCAAACUCCAUUUAAGUGCAGUAGCUAUAUUUUGUACCAUCAGGAAUGCCAGUGGCUCUUCUUUGUACUGAAUCCAGGUGGCCAACAAUUAAGGGAAGAGCGUACUGUGCUCAGUUAAAGUUUAUUUUAAAAAUUGCUACUAUGCCUAUGGAGCAUUCACUAGUGUUAUGAUAUAUGGAAUUGGGUGGUAACCAACUCUGGUAAACAGAGUUGGCUGAUUCUUGGUCAAUUUUGUGUGGCACCCAUGUGUGUGUGUAAAACUUAUUUAUUUAUUUUUUUGACUCACUGUUACAUCAGACUGCAGAGCAUCAAGGUUCUUAGGCAAAAGUCUCUCACUUCACCCACUACCUAGAGAUGCUAUUCUGCAAAGCCUUCUGCAUUUAGAAGGAUGGCUGGGCCUGAUCCUUCAAAACCACUAAGUCUAAUCCCUAGCAUAUUUGCUUCUCACUGCAGGAAACAAAACAAAACAAUCCUUUCCCAUAUCUGAGUUACAGUCUGAUGCUCUUGAGAUUCAUUUGUACAAUAGGAAAACUUUGUGAAUCUGUCCCGCAAAACUGUCAAAUGUUAGGGAAAUCAAACCUAUUGCACAGCAGCACAUUAUAUCUGUGAAUUUUAUUUUCAUUGCCAUCAGGUAAUACACUUUUGAUCAAAUAAGACAGAGGAGGGCCUUCCAAGGAAACUCAGAAGUGGUACUGGUAGAUAGCUAUGUGCUCUCCCUACCAGAUGUUCUCCAAUAGGUAGGGGAUGCUGACAGAUAGAUGACAGCUCUAGGCAACACACAGGCUGUCAAAAUUUCCUUCUGGACAGACUGUGGUGUUCUCACCUAUUUAUGACAGUUCUGUUAAGCAUAUUUUAACUUCCAUUUUAAGCUGUCUCCUGCAGACUCCAUUUUAAGAAGUGGAAAAUGUAAGAGUGCAAGUUUACCCCUGACAAAAGAGAUAGAGGUUUGUUCCCCUCCUAAAUGUCAACAUCAGUGGCUGGAUUGCUCAGUCAGCAGAGCAUGAGACUCUUAAUCCCAGGGUUGUGGGUUCAAGCCCCACAUUGGGUGAAAGAUUCCUGUAAUUUAGUGGCUUGGACUAGACGAUCCGCAUGGCCCCUUCCAACUAACUCUACAUUUAUAUCUAUUUACCCACAGAUAUAAUUUGCCUCAAUAUUUGCCUAAAUAAUAAUAUGCACCUCCUUUUUCUCAGUUCCAGUAUUUAUUUCUUUGAAAUCUUUAUCUACACUCAUGCAUAGUCUACUUUGGCGCAGAAAGGACCCCUUUUCAUUUUAUUUCUUUUACAGAGAAAAUGUUGCUAACUCAUGGCAGGCACUUAAAUACCUAUGGCAUCUGUCCCUUCCUCUCUGAUUCUGGUGAAUGACAUAGCCACAACAUCCAGAACACUAAGGCUUUGGAAAUCAUGGGGAAAAGAAGGGUUACUCUCUCAAGGCAUUUAUGGUUGUUGUGAAGCUGAAUAAUAUAAUUUGUGUAAGAAAAUAUAUUUUGAUCUUGUAUUUUUCAAAAGCGUAGGCUUGCCAAUGUCACUUUUUUAUUUUAAUAUUUGGGUCACUGUUCUCUGAUAGCUUCAGAAGAGGAACUUCAGCUGUGUUGCAACCACUGUAGUUUGGCCUUCCCUGAGAGCUGGUGACUGGCCCAAGAUCACAUAGUAAAAUUGAUGGCUUCCCACCUCACUCUCCACACAAACACACAAAGCAUGGCUGGAAACAGUACCAAUAGUCUGCUUCUGUUGUGAUCCGUGCAUAGGCAGAUUCAGUGUUGGUGCCAGGCUACUUGGUGCCCUAGGCAAGGCUAAGUACUUGCACAGCCACACCCUAAAUAGCUAACUUCAGUUUUCAAAAACAGAUGUCUUGUAGAAAUGAUAAACUUCUUCAAAAUAUAAAAGCAAAAUAUUACCAGAAAUUUAUAACAAAAACUAAUCUGUCACUUACUUCUAACUAAAUGUGUGUAGGACUUGGUUGUGAAGCUGUUUGUUUGUUUACUUUGACCCUCUUCCAAUUUCCCUCCAUUAACAUUUCCACAGCUGGUCUAAUUACCAAUCUUGAGUCCACAUUUGUGUGUGUUUGUGUGUGUGUUUAAAGAGCUGUAUGGUAUACUUAGAAAAUUGCUUGCAUUUUCAUCCAUGAAUUUCUCCGACACUGAGACUUGAUCCAUAAUUAUGGGAGCCAUCAUCAGCCACAUUAUUUUAAUUCCCCUUUUGCUGGCCUCUUUUUAAUUAGGUCUAUGUCUAGCCUUUUAUACUCUUUUAUUCUAAAUUCAGCAGUCACGUCCCCCUGCUUUUGUAUGUGUUGAGCUGGAUUCUAUUAAAUACCCCAUUGAUUUUAAAAUCCUGACUUUUAACAUUUAAAAGUUUAUAUGCCUUUUGCUCCCUGGUAUUUAGCAGAAGUGAGAAUGUGAGAUUUCCUCUUUUUUUCCCCCCUUCCAUUAAAGGGCAAGAAUUUAUUUUAUGGUCCAAAUCCCCUGGAUUUUGGGAGAGCCUAUUUCAGCAAUGUCCUUCCAGAAGUUACUGGAGAAAAGAAUCCCCUUCUAAGUAAAGGCUCCUUCAAUGCUCUGCUGCGAGUAAAGCUCGGAAGUCCAGCUCCCAGGGCCUUCUGGUGGUUCCCUCAUUGCGAGAAGUGAGGUUACAGGGAACCAGGCAGAGGGCCUUCUCGGUAGUGGCGCCCGCUCUGUGGAACACCCUCCCAUCAGAUGUCAAGGAAAUAAACAACAAUCUGACAUUUAGAAGACAGCCCUGUUUAGGGAAGUGUUUAAUGUUUGAUGUUUUAUCGCAAUUUUAAUAUUCUGUUGGGAGCUGCCCAGAGUGGCAGGGUAUAAAUAUAUUAUUAUUAUUAUUAUUAUUAUUAUUAUUAUUAUUAUUAUGCAACCUAGCUAAGGACUUGCAGGGUAGGUUGAAUGGCACACAUUGCUCUGUCCUCCAACACUUCAGCACCCCCGGCAUCUACCAGCUAGCAGCUGUCUCAGUCUGCCUCAUGGUAGCACCCCUCUUUCUUAUUCCUUUACAAAUGAAAAAUAUUCUCAUUUGCUUAACGCUGACAUUAUCUAAGGCCCAUCUUAUGCUUUCAUGCAGAUGCUGUUUUUUUAAAAAAAAUGUAUGUCUUUGUUGGCACUCUAUACAUUAGAGCAUUUGUUGUUGUUGUUGUUUAAUGAAAAAUACUUGCUGCUUGUACAUUGGUCCAUAGAUGCCUGUGCUUAUCAGUGCAGGCACUCCUAGGGGUAUACAGACACUGCAUGAGUAUGGGACAACAUACAGGGUAAGUGGGAUUUAAAAGUUAUGCUGACUGUGAGAAGUGCAAACACGGAUAAGUGCAUUGUGGCUGUCUCCGCAGGGAGUAGGUCAUAACAUUCAAAUCAGCCAUCAGCCAUACUGAUGAGAAACAAAGGAUUAGGAUGCAAAUGCAUAAAUGGGUAACUUCAAAAUUACUAAAGCAAACAUCAAGGAGUGAAUUAGACUGUUGAGAAGGAAGGGAUGGAAUUGAAAUGUUCAGCAGCAGUCAGGGCUGGAUUUAGAUGAAGAGAGCCCCUAGGCUACUCCACUUGUGAGGCCCCUCCCCAGCCGCAGGCCUAGGCUGGCCGGGUCUUCCUGUUAUAUACCUGCUAGGAUUGACAAGGUAUCUGACCCUCACUUGAAUCUCAUAGCUCUCCUGACGAGUGCUUUGGUCUGCCCACCAGAUACCAGGCACUCUACUAUUCUAAUUAGGCCCCAGUGUUUUUGUUACAAUCCCCUUCUCAAUUAAGUAAUCAAUUUUAAUCUAGAAUUUAAAUUCUCAAAACUUUCUUAUUUGUUAAUUUGAGCAAGUAAACUACUGCUCUAACUUCAUUACAAACAGUAUUUCUACCUGCAACCCACUUGAACAAACCUGCUCCUCUUCCUUUCCCAGCUAUUUUGUUGCCAUUUGCAACUGUAACUGCCUCUGAUUACUUAUCAUUUAACUCUUGGGGAAAAUAAUUAGCAUCACACGUCAUGUGCAUGGAAGUUGCAGAACCAAUUAACCAACUAGAAGGAUUCCUGUUAAUAGCACCAGUUUUCCUAUAACUUGAGAUUGCUGGAUAGUUUUGAUGAACCGCAAAAGCAUUUUUAGUUUUCUUUCUGUUGCCACCCUGAACUUUUCUUUAUUAGUACUGCUUUGUUUUGUACGAUUCCUUGCAAAUGAAGGAAAACAACUUUUCUGCUCAUAUGUGUUGAUAAUAUAAUUUUGGUUACUGAGGACAAACAAGAUUGUACAAAAACAAGAUUGGAUGCAGGCCUGGCCAGGACAUAGGCAUCCUGACUGUGACAAAGGUGACCUGUGUGCUUGCUUGAUUAACAGCUGUUGGGAACUUCAAGGUCCCUGCUCUCCCUUCUUAUGGUCUUUGUACUGGACCUGGAGACUUCAAUAGAGAGCAUUCCAUAUCAAGAGGGAGGGCAAGUGGGCACCCAAUCAAAUGACAGGGCAGGAGCUACAUGGAACAGGGCCUUUUCACUGGUGGUGCCCAUUGUAUGCCUCGCUCUUUCCAGACCUGUUCUCUUUUGGCCUGUAUUUUGGAAUGCUUCAGGCUGAGCUGAAGCAUUCCCUGCUUUCAGAAUAGGGAUUGCUGUUUGGUAGUACCCAAUUGGUUAGCAGUCAGAUUCUAGAGCUCCCUAUUGGUAGCUCUUAGGUAAUUCACAAAAUACAGAGUCCAUUCAUAAAACACAGUGUUUAUUCAUAAAGCAGUAACAUAAAUCUCCAUUGCUACAUAUUGAGUGUGUAUUUCAGCGGUUGAACAUACAGGUUUAUGGCCAUGCUGUAGUGCUUAUGUGACUGUGAAUAAAAGGUGGCUGGGCUCAUUGUCUCGGGGUUUGGGGGGGCAGAGGUGACAAAACUGAUUUCCAAUAAGUGCCCCCUUUAUUUCCAUAACAAGUCCUUUAGUCUGUGCUCUGAAUAGUAACACCAGGGACCAGUCCAACCCUUGCACAGUCUCAUCAGGGCUGAUAUUAAGGCAAUUGGAGGAAUUUGGCCAAAUUGGGACCCACCCCCCACCCCCCGCUCCAGGGCAAUCUAGAUGGCUUUUAUUUAUAUCUAUAAGAUUUUGCAGACUUUGGCUGUGAACUGGGGCCCUACAAAAAAAAUAUUCAAGUUGUGCCCCACUGCUUCAAAUUGGGCCCCACUGGCUAGCCCUGAGUCUCAUUGUUGCUGGGCCUGAGUUGCCCUGCCCUUGCAUGAAGUCUUGGGUUUGCAAUUUUGGGAUAGGGGAGACUGCGGCACUGGGGAGUGGGCAGGCUGGCGAGGCCCCCUAGAUUUAGAGGCCCGAGUUGUCCUGCCCUCACAUGAAGUAUUGGGUUUGCAAUUUUGGGAGAGGGGCAACUGUGGCACUGGGGAGAGGGCAGGCUGCUGAGGCCCCCUAGAUUUAGAGGCCCGAGUUGUCCUGCCCUCACAUGAAGCCUUGGGUUUGCAAUUUUGGGAGAGGGGAGAUUGCCUGCUGGGGAAUGGGCUGGCCGGCGAGGCCCCCUAGAUUUAGAGGCCUAGGCUUCAGCCUGCUUACCAUAUACAUAAAUCUGGCACUGGUGGCAGUUUUGCAACUCCUUCCAGCUCACUGUCAGAGCAAGUCCCCGGGGAAAAGGAAAUGGGUGGAAUUAGACCAUUAAUGUCACAGAAAGGACUCAACGGCACCAGAGCCUCAGUGCAGUGAGUUGCCUGAGAUCAGUGCAACUGGAGAGGCAAUUGAGCUUGGCAAUUAGGAUUGGCCAGUGAGUUUCUGACAACAUGAUUUUCAAAAAUAGCAACGUAAUCAACAAUGGGACUGUUGUUUACUAUCUUUCUAGAAAACACUGGUGUUCUGAUGCAUGAUGUGUGUCUCCCACAAGAGGUUUGUAGCACUAUGGUUGCCGUUCCAUUGGAAUUCUGUACCAAAAGAGCCUAUAUAGAAAUAAUACAUUUAUCUGGACCCUCCACUCCUAUGCCUCCCUAAUAGCUUUUGGGUCUGUCCUUCACCUCCCCAGCUUGCCUGCAUUUCAAUAGCUAAGGAUUCUAGGUAGUGCUAUUUUUCUAGAAAAAGAGGUGCUGGAACACUUCAUGAAUACCUUCCUUGUUCUCUUAUAAUGGCAAUGGCACCCAACAGAGAGGUGCCAGAACUGAGUUUUGGCAAGUUCCAGCUGGAAAAAAAGCCCUAAUUCUAGGUCAGUGAGAAGUGGGAUUCUCACACAAAUCCAAGCUUGCAUUUUGUAAGGUUAUUUAGUAGCAAGAACAGAGGUCUCCAUUUGCAAAAAUAAAAGAGCCAAAUAACUUUAUUUAUUUAUUAGCCCUGUGCUCAGAGAAACACUCACACACUUGGUUAGGCAUGGCCAUGAAACCUAUAAGACAGAUUUAUUAGGAGCAGGUCUUUCAUUAUCUAAUUACAACACCCAAUAAUUGCACAUCUUCAAUAGUCAGGAGCAAUUGAUUUCCUCUGCCCCCCCCCCCCAAUCUCUUCAGCACUGCAGAGCUCUGUGCCACACAUUCAAGUCAGGCACUUAUUUAUUUAUGCAUAUGGCUUGCGUAUCUCAAGGCUAAAGGCAUACAUUUUUAACAACUGAAAUAUUCCCAAAGGAAGGAGGAUGAGGAAAGGUUCCUUUCUGAACCUCUCCUGCGCUAUCCCUUGUUUAUCUGCUCAUUACCAUGACUGAAAAUGGAUUUGUCAGGAGAAAUGUAAUUUAAGAAAUGGAAACAGGAGCAUAUAGAGGGCAUCUUGAUAACUUAGCUGCAGUCACACACCUGUUUUUUCCCCCUUGGUUUGUUGAGAAUUCAUCCCCUCUCCGCUUAGUAUCCCCCCUCCUUUCAAAACAUGAAGACUCUUGCAUGACUAGUCUGAAUAAAUAGUCAUUCAUUCCCUUAUUUGGACACAUUCUGAUUCACGACAAAACCAAGGCACCCCUAAGGGAGUUGAACAGUUGAGCAGAACCUCUUCUGGCUCUCAGCACCUUUCAGGGGAUCAGCUUUCAGAGCAGUACCAAUAUACAGAGAAAGAAACACCACACAGCUGACUGGUCCAUUGCAAUAAACUAUUAGGUACAGGAAUGUCACCAGGACCUCUUGAAUAGCCGUUGUGUUUGUUGUAAUUGAUUGGUUAAAUUCUAUUAAAUUCAUCUGACAAUCACAGGGUGGCUUACAAUAUAAAAACAAAAAAUGCAUAUGAUGAUAACAAACAACAACUGUGACUGUGGAGACCAAUUCUGAAUUCACACAUUCUUCCACAGUGGGGACAUAGGUUUCCAGGCAGGAGUUGAUCACAGUGAGGGUUUGCCAAGCAUGUCUUCCUCUUAGCACGUUUCUCCCUUUCGUCCUGAGUUCAAGUGUCUUCAAAGCCCAUGACACCUUUGGUAAAGACUGUUCUCCAAUUGGAGCGUUCGCAGGCCAGUGUUUCCCAGUUGUCGGUGUUUAUACUACAUUUUUUUAAGAUUUGCCUUGAGAGAGUCUUUGAACCUCUUCUGUUGACCACCAGCAUGAAGCUUUCCAUUUUUAAGUUUGGAAUAGAGUAGUUGCUUUGGAAUAGUUGCCUAUUCCUAGAGGUUACCUGUGCCUAGGUGGCAGAAGUUAGGCUAGUCCUGUCCAGAUGAUGGCACAGCUGGACUACUAGCUGAAGGCACUCUGUGCCAAUGAGACCACCUAAGCCUCAAGCAACAGCAGUGGCUCCAAAAGUAAGCAAAACUUCCAAUACUUUUUAGUUCAGUUCUUUUCCCUCUUCCCCUUGACUAGCAGAAGCAGCAUAAAUUAUGCAAAAUGAGCCUAUAUAUGUAAAUAUGCUAAAUAUGCAUAAUUUAAAUUAAAGAAUGUGGCUUUUGUUGACAUAGAAUAUAAUCACCUUUGGAGAAUAAUUUGUUUUUAAUUUUUUAAGGGUUCAGAACACACAGCUCUGGCCUCAAUUGGAGCAGGCAUUGGCUGAGAUAUGUACCUUUCAGUAUUGAAAUUUGCCUGUCACUUCUGCCUUUAAAGGUAUUGGUAGAAUUCCAGCCUCAAUAUAAACAGAGUUCUUUCAUUUUAAUUUUAAGAGAAGAAGAAAUGAAAGGAAUAAGGAAAGAAGACAGAGGUCAUAGGGAUGGGAGAAAAAUGAACACUGAGAUAAGGAAAUGAAGAAUGGAAGGCAAUUCGGUAGGAAAGGAAUUCAGGCAGUGGCAAAAAAAGUUUUUACUCCUACAAUGCAAUCCAGAGGUAUAACAAAAUAAUGGUGAUGAAACUGAUUUUUUAAAAAAUUGGUGAGAAACAAUGCACUUAGAUUAAUGGCUUCCGAUCUAAGAGGUGUCAUUGACUUCAGUAAUAUGUGAUGGAAAGACAGAGAAAUGAAGGGAAGAAUCAAAGGCGAGUAUCAGAAGAAAGUGAGAAUCAAAAGCAGCAAGGAAGGAAAGAAGGACUCAAAGCAAAGAACUGGAGGAGCCUUUGGAGGACAUAAGCCUUUGAAGUCCCAGUAUGUUUACUCAGAGCAAAGCCUGUGUGACAGUUGCUGUCUUGUGUAUACUGCUCCCGGCGCUCUGGGCCUGUCACUUUGCAAACAGUCCUGUCACCAACUAACACAAAAAUAGCAUGUGUUGGUCCAUCUCCAUUCUUCACUUAUCAUAAAGCCAAAUAACUAUUUGCAAGCGAUAGCUGUCCUCGGUGUUGUUGGUCUGCAGAUCAUCUGGAAGGUGGCAUAUGGAAAAGGAUGACAUUCUCGCCAACCCUGAUUUCUUUGUCACGGCGCUAUGGCUAAAAGAAAACCUUUCACUGAAAAUAGAAUUUAUUCCUUGACAGUUACUCUUCAGUUUCAGAAUCCUUUUUUUCAUUAAUGGCACAGCUUCUACAAUCUUGCUACUACCAUGGAUUUCAUGAGCAUCUCAUUGUUUGAUCCCCAAAGGAUAGCUCUUUUUGUGAGACACCUUCUUCCACUUCCCUCGCUUGAAAGUCCAAGAGCUAGAGAAGGGCUAUGGAGAUAGAGAAGGGGAAGGUGGAAGAGGUGGAAGUAGAUGCUCUCAUAGCCCUGAUAGAGCAUUUUUUCCUUUUUUAAAAAAAUUAAUAUUUAUUGCUUUUCCAACGAUUUAAACACUACCAAAACAAUACAAUACAAUACAUUACAAUACAAAAACACUACAUAACAUUGACACAUUAAACACAUUAAACACAUUAAACUAACAAAACAAAACAAAAACAGUUUAAAAUAAAUCAAACAAUUUCAAUAUCUUAUCUUUCAUUCACUUAUUUCCAUGACCUCCUCACACCUCCCUUUUUGUAUUCUACUUCUGUUAAUUGUUUCAGCAAUUCCUUUCCAUCUUCCUCUGUUUUCUAUCCUAUAAUUAUCUUAACACAUUCUAACCUUAUUUUUCCUUUAAUACUCUAUUAAUCUAUUUAUACUUAUUUGCUUAUAACAUUUCUACUAAAGCCAUAUAAUUUCAUUCCAACAUUUUUCUAACAUUCAUUAAUUUUACAGUAUUUCUGUAAAUAGUCUUUAAACUUUUUCCAGUCUUCUUCCACCAACUCUUCUCCCUGGUCUCGGAUUCUGCCAGUCAUUUCUGCCAGUUCCAUAUAGUCCAUCAACUUCAUCUGCCAUUCUUGUUGUUGUUGUUUUAUUGGUUCUGUAUUGUUUGUGUUUCGUUUUUAAGGGGUGGGAUCAGGGCUGCCUGGGAGUGGCUACCCAGCCAACACGAUGGCUGGGACAAGUUCCACAGGGGGGGAAGCACUGGGACAUCCGAUCUCGGUGAUUAUGGGCAGGAGGCGGAGUUACGCUAAGACCAGACCAUGUCAUUACCGAGGAGGCAGGUUUAGUCGUUGUUUGAAGACUAUCCCUGCCUCCGGGUCUGGCCUUGACCGGAUGGAUACUGGAAUCAACAGGGAAACCCACAUGACCUGAAAGUGUUGCUGUGCAAUGCCAGGUCAAUGAUGAAUAAAACCACUGCCAUCCACGACUUGAUUGUGGAUGGAGGAUUUGACCUGGCAUGUGUGACGGAGACCUGGUUGGAGGAAGCAGAUGGGCCUGUCCUUGCCGCUGCUUGCCCACCAGGUUUCUCUUACGCACAGCAACCCAGGUCAUGUGGGCAGGGAGGGGGGGUUGCAGUGAUUUUUAGGAAGUCACUAGCUUGCACCAGGCGUCCUACUGGGAAGAUCCAGUUCUCUGAGUGCAUGUUCUGGAAGUUGGGCAAUAGGGGCACUACAGGAUUCCUUUUGGUGUACCGACCUCCCCGCUGCACCAAGGAUUCCCUGUCCGAGCUGCUUCAGGUCGUGGCGGAUUUUCUCCUGGAGACACCUAGUUUGGUUGUCCUAGGGGAUUUUAACAUCCAUGCCGACACGACCUUACAAGGGGCCGCUCGGGACUUCGUGGAAAGCAUGGCCUCCAUGGGGCUGUCCCUGAAUAAGUUUGGCCCAACUCAUAGUCAUGGACAUGCCUUAGACCUGGUGUUCACCUCUAGUGACGUGGGUGAUCUGACACUAAGUAAAAGUGAAACAAAAGAAGUGCCAUGGUCAGAUCACUUCCUGGUGCAACUGGACUUCUCCGCGACCCUCCCCUCUGCAGGGAGGUGGGACCAAUUCGGAUGGUCCGCCCCCGCCACUUAAUGGAUCCAAAUGGUUUCCAGAGAGUGGUAGGGGAAGCUUUAGCCCAUGUUGAUGGCCUUUCAGCUGAUUCCCUGGUGGCCCGCUGGAAUGCGGAGUUAACCAGGGCUAUCGACUGUCUGGCUCCGAGCGCCCUCUCCGAUUGCAUGGAGCCCGGACAGCCCCGUGGUUUUCUUCGGAGCUGAGGGCGAUGAAACAAUCGCUGAGACGGCUAGAGCGUCGGUGGCAGAAAACUCACUCCGAAUCUGACCGGACACAGGUUAGAGCUCAACGUCGAGCCUACCAAGUGGCGAUAGCGACGGCGAAGAAGACUUUCUUCACCGCCUCUAUUGCAUCUGCAGAAAAUAGUAGCAGGAGACUCUUUCAGGUGGUUCGCAAUUUAACGGAACCACCUUUACCACCGGGGCAUUGUAAAGACCCCAAGAUCUCCUGCAACGAUUUUGCAAAGUUUUUGCAGAUAAAAUCACUCAUAUUCGGAAGGAGCUAGACACCACCGUGGGAGCAGGGCCAGGGCGGGAGAGUGCUAGAGCUCUGUCUGGUCAAGUUGCAUGGAAUCAAUUUCAAUCUGUUACCCCGAGGAUGUGGACAGGCUGCUUGGACGCGUGAAAGCAACCACCUGUCUCCUUGAUCCUUGCCCAUCCUGGCUAAUAAAAGCAAGCCGGGAAGGGCUGGGCGAUGGGCUCUGCGGGGUGGUGAAUGCUUCCCUCUGUGAGGGAACAUUCCCAGAUCCGCUGAAAGAGGCGGUCAUUAAACCGCUUCUUAAAAACCAUCUUUAGACCCGGCCAGUAUGGCCAACUAUCGCCCAGUCUCAAAUCUUCCAUUCUUGGGCAAGGUGAUUGAGCGCGUGGUUGCUGAACAACUCCAGGCACGCCUGGAGGAUGCGGACCAUUUGGAUCCCUUCCAAUCGGGAUUCAGGCCUCACCAUGGGACUGAAACUGCCUUGGUCGCACUGGUUGAUGAUCUCCGGCAAGCUAGGGACAAAGGUGAGAGUUGUUUCCUGGUUCUGCUGGAUCUCUCAGCGGCCUUUGAUACAAUCGACCAUAACAUCCUUCUGGACCGUCUAGAGGGGCUGGGAGCUGGGGGCACUGUUAUACAGUGGUUUCGCUCCUUCCUCCUGGGCCGUGUUCAGAAAGUGGUGGUGGGGAUGAGUGUUCAGACCCCUGGGCCCUCACUUGUGGGGUGCCUCAGGGUUCCGUCCUCUCCCCCCAUGCUUUUCAACAUCUAUAUGAAGCCGCUGGGAGAGAUCAUCAGGGGAUUUGGACUGGGUGUCCAUCAAUAUGCAGAUGAUACCCAGCUCUACCUCUCUUUCAAAUCAGAACCAGUGAAGGCGGUGAAGGUCCUGUGUGAGUGCCUGGAGGCGGUUGGAGGAUGGAUGGCGGCUAAUGGAUUGAAGUUGAAUCCUGACAAGACAGAAGUAUUGUUUUUGGGAGACAGGGGCGGGCUGGUGUGGAGGACUCCCUGGUCCUGAAUAGGGUAACUGUGCCCCUGAAGGACCAGGUGCGCAGCCUGGGAGUCAUUUUGGACUCACAGCUGUCCAUGGAGGCACAGGUCAAUUCUGUAUCCAGGGCAGCUGUCUACCAACUCCACCUGGUACGCAGGCUGAGACCCUACCUGCCCGUGGACUGUCUCGCCAGAGUGGUGCAUGCUCUGGUUAUCUCCCGCUUGGACUACUGCAAUGCGCUCUACGUGGGGCUACCUUUGAAGGUGACCCGGAAACUACAAUUAAUACAGAAUGCGGCAGCUAGACUGGUGACUGGGGGUGGCCGCCGAGACCACAUAACACCGGUCUUGAAAGACCUACAUUGGCUCCCAGUACGUUUCCGAGCACAAUUCAAAGUGUUGGUGUUGACCUUUAAAGCCCUAAACGGCCUCGGCCCAGUAUACCUGAAGGAGCGUCUCCACCCCCAUCGUUCUGCCCGGACGCUGAGGUCCAGCGCCGAGGGCCUUCUGGCGGUUCCCUCAUUGCGAGAAGCAAAGCUACAGGGAACCAGGCAGAGGGCCUUCUCGGUAGUGGCGCCCGCCCUGUGGAACGCCCUCCCAUCAGAUGUCAAAGCAAUAAAUAACUACCUGACAUUUAGAGGGCAUCUUAAGGCAGCCCUGUUCAGGGAAGCUUUUAAUCUGUGAUAUUUUACUGUAUUUUUUGUUUCUAUGGAAGCCGCCCAGAGUGGCUGGGGAAACCCAGCCAGAUGGGCGGGGUACAAAUAAUAAAUUAUUAUUAUUAUUAUUAUUCUUCCCGGGUGGGUAAAUCUUGUGUCUUCCAAUACUUCGCGAUGAGUAUUCUUGCUGCUGUUGUUGCGUACAUAAAAAAAGUUCUAUCCUUCUUUAGCACCAAUUGGCCGACCAUGCCCAGGAGAAAGGCCUCUGGUUUCUUCAGGAAGGUAUAUUUAAAUACCUUUUUCAUUUCAUUAUAAAUCAUCUCCCAGUAUGUCUUAAUCCUUGGGCAUGUCCACCAAAGGUGAAAGAAUGUGCCUUCAGUCUCAUUACAUUUCCAACAUUUAUUGUCGGGCAAAUGGUAAGUUUUUGCAAGCUUGACUGGUGUCAUGUACCACCUAUAAAUCAUUUUCAUUAAAUUUUAUCUUAAGGCAUUACAUGCCAUGAAUUUCACACCUGUGGUCCAUAACUGUUCCCAGUCAGCCAUCAUUAUAUUAUGUCCAACAUCUUGUGCCCAUUUAAUCAUAGCUGAUUUCACCGUUUCAUCCUGAGUGUUCCAUUUCAACAGCAAGUUAUACAUUCUUGACAAAUUCUUGAUUUUUGGAUCUAACAGUUCUGUUUCCAAUUUUGAUUUUUCCACCUGGAAACCAACUUUUUUGUCCAGAUUGUAUGCCUCCAUUAUUUGGUAAUAAUUGAGCCAAUCUCGCACUUUAUUUUUCAAUUUUUCAAAACUCUGCAAUUUUAGUCUGUCUCCAUCUUGUUCCAGAAUUUCCCAAUAUUUCGGCCAUUUGGCCUCCAUAUUGAGUUUUUUCUGUGCCUUCGCUUCCAUUGGUGACAACCAUCUUGGGGUUUUCUUUUCUAGCAAAUCUUUAUAUCUUAUCCAGACAUUAAACAAUGCUUUUGUAAUGAUAUGAUUUUUAAACGCUUUAUGUACUUUUACCUUAUUGUACCACAAAUAUGCAUGCCAACCAAAUGCAUUAUUGAAGCCUUCUAGGUCCAACACGUCAGUGUUUUCAAGAAGCAGCCAUUCUCUCAGCCAACAAAAAGCAGCUGAUUCAUAGUAAAGUUUAAGGUCUGGCACAUUUUUUCCUUGCCAGGAAGGUAUACGGGCAGGUGCAUCAACUAGAGCAAGGACUAUGGGCAAGGACCACCUGAAAAAAUUCAAUGAAGGGUCUGGGCCCACUCAAAGUUCUGUGGCGGCCAUGCACGCAUGCUGUGGGGUGUGCUUCCAUCGUCUAUGCAAGCUACAGGGUAUAUGCACGACAUCCCAGCAUGCCCCGCAACAUGUGUGAGUAACAUCAGCAUGCCCUGAAACAUGUGCACAUGGAACAAGCACACCAUGGGAAGUGAUGACAUCAUGUGUACUUGGUGCAAGGCAUGCACACACAGCAUGCUGACAUCAAGCAGCCCUGGAGGGGAGGGGAGGGGAGGGGAGGCAGCACAGGUGUGUCUGGGAAUCCUUGGUGGAGAAUGAUGUGAAUGAAUAGCACCAACAGGGACAUUUUCUAAUUGUAACUGCCAUGCAUGGCCCUCAGUCUGCAUCCUGACCACAGUGUGUGUGAAAGUCCAUAGCCUCAAUCCAAAGAAAGGUCCUGUGUGGCACUUCUUAAAAGUUCUCUUAGGCACCCCCUAAGAAAGGCAGGAGGUUUCUGAAUACCAGUUGCUGUGAAUCACAAGUUGGGAGAAUGCUGCUGUAUUCAGGUCUUGCUUGUGGGCUUCCCAUGUGAUUGCCCACAGGAUGCUGGACCAGAUGGGGCUUGGGUCUGAUCCCUAGGGGCUCUUCUUGUGUACUCAUUCAGAGAGGAUGGGUGAUAUCUCUACAUGUUGUGCUCCUGCUAUCUUAAGAUACCAAUUUUGUGCUGCAUGUUUCUUCUCGUUCUAUCCUGCAAUUCCCCAUUUCAGUAGUUUUCAAGCUCCAAAAUCCUGGAAUUAUUCAGAACUUUAUAAGGCAUCCUUUCCAUCCAUGAUAAGAUAUAAUGGCAGAUGAGUAUCUCUGGAAGACAAUUUGCCCAUGUGCACCCCACUUUCCAGAGCAGUAUUAUUAUUAUUAUUAUUAUUAUUAUUAUUAUUAUUAUUAUUUGUACCCCACCCAUCUGGCUGGGUUUCCCCAGCAACUCUGGGUGGCUCACAAUAGCAAUAAUAAUAAUAAUAAUAAUAAUAAUAAUAAUAAUAAUAAUGUGAUAAAACAUCAAACAUUAAAAGCUUCCCUAAAUAGGGCUGCCUUCAGUUGUCUACUAAAAGUCAGAUAGUUGUUUACUUCCUUGACAUCUGAUGGGAGGGCAUUCCACAGGGCGGGUGCCACUACAGAGAAGGUCCUCUGCCUGGUCUAUGAGAAGUCUAUGUGCAAUGGUCAAGGUUUCAAAUUCCUUUACUCAUGUCAAACAUUGGGGAUUGAAGGUGCUAACUAAUAAAUAGAAUAUUAGUUCUAUUUAGAAAUAUACAAGUGAGGCAUAUUGGAAACAGACACUCCUACAGCAGGCAGGCAAUAUGCUCACCUUAGAAAGAGCCCCUGCAAUCCCAUAUUAUUUAAAGAGGUUAGCUCUGUGGAGUGUCACCUUUUCUAAAGUACAGUAAAUAAGUAUUGAAUUCCAAAAGCGAAAAAGGGCUUCCCAACAAUCCAGAAAAACAACUCUGUGGUUGUGAACAACACAUUUGUUGCCCAUUCAUAGUGAUCAAGGUGGCCAAACACAUCACCACCAUGAAUUGUAGUUUCACUGCCUCCAGAAAUCUUGCCUAGACAAUAGCUCUGUAAAAUGAAUUCUUUCUUGAACAUUUCUGCCCAUAAAUCUGAGGUUUUAUCACAUUAACAAGAGAACAUGGGAAGUCUAUGGAGUUCAUUUAUCCAUAAAUAACAUGAUCCAUAAAGCCUAAUUUCUCUUACUAUGACAAAAGUGAUUGUUAAUAAACACUUGUGAUCUGAUCUGUGCUUUCAGGGAUAUUUAUGCAGAUGCUCAGUAUGUUGCAAAAAAUCUGGUUAGGUUCAUUGCAAUGUUCAUGAAUAAUACAUAGGUUCAGCGAGUGAUAUUUUUUAAAAAAGCCAGUCAGGAGGAAAAUGCCCUGGUCUGGGAUGGAACAGUGAGGAAGGCAAAGGGGGAAAGGCUGCCUUAAUCCCAAUGUACUUUGUCUUUCAAAGGGGGACCCUGAACAACAAUACCUGUCCAUGACAUCUAUUGCUAUUUGUGGCUGUCAAUCCCAGGAGAUUGAUGAUACUGGACGUGGCUGGUGAUUUCAUCUUCACUCUUCAUCGUUCCAUUCAGCAAAGCUCUUUGAAUUGGACAAACCUGGCAGCUAAUCAUUGAAAGGCCCUUGGAGCAUCAAUACUGCCCUGUCAUUUGUAUUGAUGGCAAGUGUUACUACUUGAAAGUGAAAUCAAAGAGGGACAAGGCAGACUGGAGACUUUGGAAUGAUAAACCUGAGUUAGAUUUAAAAAAGAUAUGAGGUUGGAGAGCCAGGCCUCAACUACCUUGCUUCCACUUUCUCUCCUUCUCCCUCAUCCCCUUCUCUCCCUCUCCCUCUCCUUACUCCUUCUACCUGAUGGCUGCAUCUGAGAUGAGUCUGCUUCCCCAGGACCGAAUGUACCUUGAAGCCAUAUUGUUGCAUCUUGAUUGCAUUCAAGCAAGCAAUCUAACAUCAAGGCUAUCAAUGGCUACUAGCUAGGAUGGAAAGAAUGGCUAUACUCUGCCUCCAUGGUCAGAGGCAAUAUGUUUCUGAAUGCCAGUUGCUGGAAACCACAGGAGGGGAAAGCUGUUUUGCUCAGGUCCUGCUUGCUGGCUUUCUUCUAUGGGCAUCUGGUUGUCAACUUUGAGAACAGGAUGGUAAACUAGAUGGGCCACUAGCCAGAUCCACCAAGGCUUUUUGUACAUUCUUAUGCAGUUUGGCACUGAAUGGUUGGGUGUCAAAGUCUUCAGUGACUUGGCAUGUGAAUUUUGAGGUGGUAUAAGAAGGAAGAGAGGUCAUGUUGUUGUUGUUUAGUCAUUUAGUCAUGUCCGACUCUUCGUGACCCCAUGGACCAGAGCACGCCAGGCACUCCUGUCUUCCACUGCCUCCCACAGUUUGGUCAAAGUUGUCUUUGUCCAUGGAGUUUUCUUGGCAGGGAUACUGGAGUGGCUUGCUGGUUCCUGCUCCAGUUGGAUCACGUUUGGUCCAAACUCUCCACUAUAACCUGUCCAUCUGGGGUGCCCUGCUUGGCAUAGUUCAUAGCUUCUCUGAGUUAUUCAAGCCCCUUCGCCACGUCAAGGCAGUGAUCCAUGAAGGGGAGAGAGGACAUAGGUGAGGGUAAUUGGCACGGCAGACAGCGAGGAGCCAUUUAAAAGAGAAAGAGACUUUGGAUACUUGAGAGUGGUAGAGAAGGAUGACCAAAGGUCAUGAACAGAGCUGGGGGUGUAAGAAGGCAUCAUUUUCCAUUGCACACUAUUUUCAUCGCUUGCAGCACUGUCUCCUUUCCACUGCAGUUUGUGUUAUACUAAAAAACUAUGGUACUCAUUGCACUGUCUGUUGGGGGGAAAUUACAAAACUUACACUCCAAUGCAAAGGAAACACAACACAAAGGGGGGGACACACACACAAUCAAUUACAAAUCAUUUGAGGACUGGAAGCAGCAACAACAGCAAAUAACAAACAUAUUCACUGGAUUGAUUUCUAUUCCGGACAUGGGAUAAAUAAGCAAACAUUGGCCAUUUCCUAUUCUGGUUUGUCAGAAUUCUUCGACAUCCCUAAUGACAGCUGAGAGAGAAGUAGGGAGACACAGGCAUGGAGAGAUUUGAAGGGAAGCAAGUCCUCCUCAUCCCUCCAGGAUCCUGAAAUGCCAUGGAAGUCAUUGUAAGAAAUGAAGGAGGGGAAUCACGUGGUCUGAACAAUGAGAGAAGCAAGCAAAAACUUGUGGACCUACCUGUUUCCAAAGAAAAGCUGUCCACUCACAAAAUGCAACAUAUUGCUCAGGGUAAGCAGCCAUGAUACUGUAUAAAUGCUCCUUUUAUUUGUAUUUAUUCUAUCUCUCCUUUUGGUCUUUUUCUGCUUUGUUUUAUAAGCACUCAGCGUAUUGCACGGUGUUAUAGCACACUAUCAUUUUUAAACCAUUAAAUGUUAACUUCAUUUUCUUGUAUGAAUUAUGCUCCCCUCUUUUAGGUUUGUAAUGAAAAAUAAGUACAGGUUAUGCAAGCAAUAACCUCCGUGUAAGCAGCAGCUAUCUUUUUUAAACGGUUUAUUAUGCCACAGUCUGGUACUCCAUUAAAUAUAGAUUACAGACUGUUGAAUAAAUGAAUAUCAACGAAGCAGCCCCAGCCUUCUGUACAUAUCAAUGCAAAUAAUGAAUCAUGGCAUCUCAUGAAAAUGUAUAACAGAGGAGAGCAGGUCAAGAAGUAAUUACACAUUUGUCUAAUCUCAUGCUUCUUGCACUCAAAGCAGGCUGAAAAUGCAUCGCUGGUGAGAAAAAGAAGCAAGAAAGCAAAGGUGCUGCUGACCUCUCUUUGCGGGGAGGAAAGGACUAAAAAAAAUGAGCUAGUUCUGCUCAUAUAUUUUUGGUGGGGUGUUGUUGUUUCUUGUAAACUCACAUAUUUAUUUUAGUCACUACAGAAGCAGUUUGCAAGCUGAUAGCUCUAGGGAUGUGCCAUGGGUUCAUGUGGACCAUGGGUGAUAGAUAUCGAAGGCCGUGUUUAGAUUUGAAACGGGAUGUUUAUAAAGUCAAAAUUGCCAACUCUUUGGCAUCAGAAGAAUUUCUCAGGAGUCACUAGAAGUUUUAAAAAGCAUAUUCUCCUGGAAAUGCUCUUUCUGAGGGAGCUGCACUGGGCACAACCACAAUGCUAUCAUAGACUAAAAUACCAGCAAGCAUAUUACAGAACCUGAGUUAGAAGGGCGCACAAAGGCAUUUUGGUUAGGUGGCCUUCCAGAUUCUGCUUAAAUAGAUCUUAGGAAGGAAAGUCUAUCAUCUUCCAUAGUAGCCUGCUUCACAGCUCACUUAAUGUUUAGCAGAAAUCCCUUUCAUCUUAUUUGCAGACAUUGGUUUGGCUUCCAUCCUCAGUCUAUGUGACAGCCCAUCAAAUAUUUGAAGAUGGCAUUCAAUGGCCUGAUGAUGAUGAUGAUGGCGAUGGUGAUGGUGAUGAUUAGGAGAAGGAUUUUCCCAACCUCUAAUGUCCCAGGGUGGGUUACAACAAUUUUAAAAUACAGUUUAAGAACUUACAAUUAAAAAACACAAUUACAAGUGGGGUGUCAAAGGCCAGGGUAAAGAGGUCUGUCUCUAGCCUUCACCAAAAACUGUAUAAUAACAUUUCCAUAUGCACAUUUGUGGGGAGGGAGUUUCACGGCAAAGAAUGUCCUCUCCCAGGCCACUGCCACCUGAGCUUCUGAGGGCAGCAGAAUAACUUAGAAGUCCCUUCUGCCAAUCUUAGCACUGGAGAAAGUCUGUAGGGAAGGAAAUGGUUUUUCAGAUAUUUGGGACCUAAGCAGUUUAGGGCAUUAAACACAAAUGUGAGGAUAUUGAAUUGGGCCCAGAAAUAAACUGGCAACAAAUGAAGUUUUUUUAAAAAACAACAACAACAACAACAAAAAACCAGUUGAUAUAUGUGAUGGAGUCCCAGCCAGUAAUCUAGCUGAUUCAUUUUGAACCAGAUGAAGUUUCUGAGACUUCUUCAAGGGCAGCCUCAUGCAGAGCACAUUGCAGUAACCCAGUCUGAAAGUUACCAGAGCAUGGAACAUAGUGGCUAAGUCAUUUGGAUGCAAACAGGGAGUAGCUGGCAAACCAGCUGGAGAUGAAAAGGCACUCCUAGCCACCAAGCUUCACAUGCAACCAUAGCUUAGUGCGACCACUUGGCUCCUCCUUGCUUGUUCUGUUGCUGCACUGUGCUAAGCCAAGCUGUGGUGUGGCUUACCAUGUCACCAGAACUUGGGCUUAUGGUUUAACUUCUUGGACUAACCGCAAACUGCAAACCAUAGGAUUAUUUGUUGCUAGUUAAAUUUAUUACAACCCCUUUCACCAGCAUUUCCCAGGGCAGAUAACAAUUUAAAAUUCAGAUUUAAAAUUGGUUAAAACAUAUUGAAACAAAUGUUGGCUAUAGGUCAUGGUUGUCUGGAGAGAGCUAAACCAUGUGCCUGGGGUCAGAUGGCAUGGACUAUAUUUGCAUCAUUCCUGAGCAUUUUUCAAGCUGGUUGGAACUGAUGGGAGUUGGAUUCCUCUGACAUCUGGGCCAGAGGUUAGCAACCCCUGCUGCACUAGAUAGAUACACAGUGGUCUGACUUUGUAUAUAUGCUUACAUUAAUAAAAAUAUGAUUUCAUUAGUAUAUAAAAAAGUGAUUUGUGAUCAUGUUGACAGAAGGUAAUUGUGAUUUUUGAAAGCAGCUGAGAUAGCAGUAAAAGUAACCCAUAAAAACUAAAAUAUAAAUUAAGUUUUCUUCUCCAUCUGCUACUGGACUACUGUACAGAGGUCCAGUAAAGAUACACAUUUGCUUAGCUGUGAUUCUGCAAAAAAUCACAGUAACAUUAGGUAUAAAAAUACUUAAUGUGCUCAUUUCACUGGGUAGCUUAUAUGACUGGUUCUUCUAUUUAAAAUUCAGCUGUUGAAUUAUCUCAAAACGCAGCAUGCAGCAAAUCUUGGAUGAGGUAAAUAAGAAAAUGCUGAAAGUAAUGACUAAAUCAAUAGGGCCUGUGCCCUGAAGUAUGUUUAGAGUGUCUUAUGUGAAAUAUCAAUAGUUAUUUAUAAAGUGCAAUGACUUAUUUAACUUUCAAAGAGUAGCCAGAAGAUGCAGGGUGUGGGGGGAGAGACUUGAAUUUCAUACUGAGGCAUAUAUUUGCCCAUCGAAACUGUUCUGUAACAAGCACAUGUUAUUUGGGUUCAAUGAAACUGGUGAACUAUUUCAGAUGAUGUCCCUGUUUCAACAAUAAAGCUGUAAGGGGACCAAGUACAAGACAAUUUUAUAUGAGCAGCAAUUGGUUUCUUGCUUGUCUGAACUCAGUGUGAGGCACAUGCUGUCAUAUGCUCUAAUAGUGAACACAGGGGGUGAGUGCUGAGAGAAGCAGAGCCCAAAGGGAAACACUGAGAAACAAGAGGGAGGUAAUAGCAUACUGAAACCUGAGAUAUGCAAAAGUACAAGCAAUCUUAAGUGGGUGAGGGGAUCCAAAACAGUCCACUGAGGACUGAGCAGUAGCUAUGGGAUAUUAAAUAUCAGUGGGGAAAGUGAAAACCAGAGGCUGGAAUGCCUUGCUUAUGUUCCUACAGCUUAUACUAUCUGCAGGAGGGUCUUCUUGGCUGGCAGGAACUCUGAACAGGUGUUUACACUUACUAGAAGCUGAGGAUACAUUGCAGCAUUUACUGACAGGUCCCACCCAUGUUGUCAUAAGCUGAAAAAGGAUGCAAAGGUCUGAUCAUUAAUUCUGGGUUGCAUCCAAAGUAGUGCUAACAUGAACAUUCCACCACUAUGAGCAUUUCUUCUUGUUCAAUAGAACAUUUUCCUCCUCUUCUCCCACCGUGCACACCCAAAAUGCUCUGGGGGUUCCUGAGCAGAUUUGGCAAUGAUGUAGGACUCGCUUGAGGGGGAGAGAAUGAAUGGAUUGGGUACCACCUUCUGCCUCUAUUCUCCAUGCUCUUCUCAGUGAAACGUCCUGUGUUCUUAGGAGCACUGAGUGUUUUCUUCAUCAGAGGCAUUCUGGAUUUAGGGAGUCAGCUUUAGGGGGAAGUGGCUUCUAGUCCAUCACACAGCGAUGUUCUACCAUGCAAAGUGCAUAUUGUGGUGGGGCACAGCCACCCUCACAUCACAGGCAUCACAUAGCUGGAAGGGUAGGACAGUACCAAUGACAAGGCUGCACAGACAAACUAGUGGAGCCAGUCCAUCUGUACAUCUGUAAAGUCAUGUCCUCACUGCUGCCCUUUCUCCACCCAGGCCUGUCCUGUUCAAAUAAGCUGAAGAGAUGCUGCUGAUGAGAGGAGGGUGGCUCUGUUCUACUGCACUGGCAACUACUGAAAAGAAAAUUUUGAGUGAAAACCACAGAGCUUUUUCCAUUUGCACAUUAGCUUUUCCAUACACACACACACACACACACACACACACACACACACACAUAUAUAUAUAUACCAUGCUUUUCAACACUUUCUAUUAACUGUAUGCUUUAAACUGCAGCCUUUAAAUAGCUACAGGACCAACUGACAUAAAGAAUUAAGGGGGUGAUUUCUCAAGUCAAAUAAUAAAAAGUUCAACAUGCAAUAACAGAUCUGUGGGAGCCAUUCCACACAACCAAGUCAUAACAUGCCAUUUCAGUUAUCAUUACAUGAUGAACUCAUCUGAAUUAGAACCGAAGAGAGAUUUUACAUAGAUUCAGCAUUCAGUUACAUUUGGCAAUGUCAUUGACAAUCUGAGUUUCAAACAUUUCCAUAUAUAUCUUUAAAAAGUUAAUUCUGGUUCCUUACAAAAUGAGACUACACUUUCAGAAAAAAAACAAACCCUUAAAUUAUUAGAAUAUACAAAUGGGGGUUUUUUUGUAAGCAAAUUUGGUAUAAGCUGGAGCUGGUAAAUUAAUUAUUGGGUGGAAGAACGGAAAACCCAAUUACAUCCUAAGUUAUGUAUGAUCCAGAAAACCUAUCAGACCUUUUCUUUAUAACAGAGAAUGCCAAGUACUUUGAAGAAAUUCAGACUGUGUUCAUAGAGUUUUAUGAUUAAUCAAGAAUUUAACAUUUCAAAACACUGUUUCAUUUAUUUGUAAUUUCCCCAAAUAGCUCUUUUUUUCUACUGAUCAUUAGGGUUUCUUUUAAUGGCUGUAAGGAAAAUCUUUUAUGUUUUCUUCUUCUUCCCUAAUAUGCUAAGAAAGGAAUUGUGGGUAUGCAAAAGAAAAGAAAGAACAGUAGGAGGAAUGGGAGUUUAAAAGGUUGUAUAAUAAUAUAUGAAACAUCAAUGUAUGUAAGAUGAAGGGUCCAACCCUUCCAUAGUUCAGCACUAUUAAGUCCCAUUGAUUUCAAAUGGGGAAAAGUAAGCACAUCAUCAACUUUCCCAUUAAAAUCAAUGGCAUUUAAAUGUGCUUAAUUUUGGUGGAUCUUGCUCAAAACCCCAGGAUCCAAAGUCUCAUUUGCAAUGCUCUUCUAAUGUGCAGCAGCUUUUUAGCUUAGUAAAACUUCCACUGCCUCUCCUCUAUUUGCAAAUUCCCCAAAUGCCUCCUAAAUCUGUUCUGGGAAUGGUCUAAAGCCUCUGAGGAAGGCAAUAGGGGCAUACAGUGCUAGGAAAGGCAGGGGAAGUUCCAUUGCAUUAGCAGAACUACUUUGCUGGAUACUACCCAAGAUCUCUGUAUGAGAAGUCUUGUGUGGUGCAUGGAACAGCCCCAUAAAAUGGUAUUGAUGUAUCACUAAGGGAUGACUUCCUUCAGGUAGGUAGUCGUGUUGGUCUAACGCGGUCGAAAUAAAUAAAUUAAAGUUUUAAAAUUGUUCAGUAGCACCUUAGAGACCAACUAAGUUUGUUCUGGGUAUAAGCUUUCGUGUGCAUGCACACUUCUUCAGAUGACUUCUUGUUUGUUGGGUAUGAAAUAUGGCAACCCUAAGCGUAUAUGAAACAGUUUGCACAUCACUAAGUGAGUACCAACUUUACAGAGUACUCCUUUCUAAGCCAUCACCUACUUCUCUUGUAUCAUUUUAAAACAUAUUUUAGCCUUUUAAAGCUUAAGGUUUGGGGGUAACUGGGAAGGAAGGAAGUGUUGAUUUUUAAAUGUAGACUUGAAUUAACUGGCCUUAUGUUAGGUUGUAGGUCUGCAGUAAAAACACACAUGCAAACAAGGCUAUAUCUUCCGAAGCAGCAAGAAGAGCUGCAUUUUGAUGUGUACCUAAUUUGCUAUGCUUAUUUUAAUGCUCCAGGAUGCUCCUGUUAAAUAUUUCAAUAUAUUCCAUUCAAAUUUAAUUCAUUAAAAGACAGAUCUCAUUACGCACGUAUUCGUUACAUAACAUAGAAGUAAUUAUACUAAAAUAACAAUUAUAUGAUUUCUACAUUUUGAUUAUAAAAAUGCCGAGGGAUGAUCUAAUUUUAUUAUUCUGUUGAUCCAUAUGUGAAAAGGAAGCAAUUUUCUAGACAGAGCUAAAUGGCAUUCUUCCAGUGAUAUUGCAGAGAAGAAUGCUAGCAAUGGGUUAGAAAUACAAAUAUAUGAAUUAAGCUCCAAAGAAGCAGGCACAGAUUAGGCAUUAGGGGUCCACAAACUGUGUGCUUGACAUUGACCCCGCCUUUCCCUAGGGGAGAAGAUGUGGUCUUGAUUGUCUUGAUUGUCUUGUCAUCCCUUUAAAGGCCCUCCAGUCACCUCUAAAUGCAAACACAAAUGUGGGGGCAAGCCCUAUACUUUCCUCCUGCAUGCUGAAAAGGGAGAGAAUUUGUCCCUGUUGUGCUGAGUCGCAGAGAUGCUUUGGGAUGCAGAAAGUCAUCUUGUGUAAAACUCUCCAAGGAGGGUCCCCACCCUUUCUCUGACCCUGAAGCAGGGCAGAGAAUCCGACCAACCUUAGGCUGAUUAUUGGAUGCAAUGCAUCUUGUUUGUUCCUCUUGAUUCUAAACAUUUCUAAAAAAAAAAAAAAAUUGAAAUAGAAACAUAUUAAAAUAUUAAGGAAAAAUAUAACACCUCACCAGCCAGAGGAUGUCACCACAAGCACUGAGAAUCUGCAUUGUUCCAGGAUGAUGGACACUGGACACUGUGAACCACUAGAAAAAGGUGUGUUUCUUGCCUUUAGGGAAGUGUCUUACUGUCCUUCAAUUCAAUUCAAUUCAAUUCAAACAAGGUGAAAAGAUGUAGUUGAAGUCAUUACUACAUGUUAAAUGCCAGUAUUUGUGAUAAAAAAAAUGCCUUUGGGAAGGACAACUAAGAGCCAAGAAGCAGCAGGUGGAGAAGGGUUAAGACCCACCCCACUCCAUUGCAAAGCACCUCUUUCUGGUGCUGCUUUUGCCUGGGAACAGGGGCUCUCUUUAAACAUUGAGUGUAAUGAGAAGUUAGACUCAAAUAUGGUUCCCCCAUUUGAACUUACAGAUUUCACUGGAACAUUGUCGAUUUGUUUCACUUUUGACUUUCAUCAUUUCAAACUUGACAUUUCAGGUUAAUGUUCAAACAAACAGAAAGGUUUCAAACAUUUUUCAAUAUUUCUCCAAGCCUCAAAGCAUAUAAAAAUGUUGACAUUUCUGCAUAAACCAUCUAUUCUUCUUCUUCUUCUUCUUCUUUUUUUUCUUCUCCUCCUCCUCCUCCUCCUUUCUGUGUCUGAUGACUGUGACUGAUAGUUGAUAAAAGGCAUAUCUAAAAAAAUUCUUCCGCUGAUGGAGAGAUAAAUAUGAUGCACCUUCCAGUCAUGGUCAGAUAUUAAUUACUUUGAGAACAGGCUGAAAUAGCUCACAUCUAUAGGGUGCUUUGAUUGUUCUAUGCCCAAAUUAGAUGCCUUGUGGAAACUAUAUCAUUAGAGGACUACUGAAGCCUUUCCCCUGAACAGGAAUGGUAUUCAAGCCAUCUAAUACAGUAUGUUUGUACAUUACAAUUUAAUAUUUCAAAAAUCUCAGUUAAGACACAGUUCCAUUAAACUGAAGCCAUUUUCUGGGUAUAUUGAUUUACUUACUUAGUCACCUUGCUGCCCGCCCAACUUGUUUGUUUUCAACAUUUAUAUACUGUCUGCUGCUUUUUGCCACACUGGAUUUUUUGGCAAUGCAGUAAACCCAGCCAGUUAAAACAGCAUCACAUUUAUACAGUAAAGCAAAUAAAAUGUCAUAAAAUCAACGUGACAAUAAUACUGUGGUUUCAGAACUACAUCACAAUACUCUCCCAUGAUCUAGUGUGGGCGUACUUAAGAACUUAAUCACCAAGAACCUGGGUGAAUGGAUAUGCUUUUAUUAGGCAACAGGAGCUCAUUGUGGAGGGAGCCAUCCAUGCCUCCAGGUAAAUGAAUUUAUGUAGCUGGGGUAUUACUGCUGAGAACACUCUCCCCAAAUCCCUACACAAUGCACAACCAUUUCUGGGAUCCUUCUGCCAACUUCAAGGUCUGGGCAUGCUGGUAAGGGUAGAGAUGCUCCAACAGAUACCUAAGUCCCAAGCGUUUAAGGGCAUUAGAUAGUGGCUAGCUCUAUUAAGCUAUGACAGGCAGGUGCUGAGAGAGCAAGUAGUUGCUCACAUUCCUUCAAGCAUCUUGUCCACGUACUCAGACCUCAUUAAUAGAAUCUGAUCCCAAAUAACAAGAUUAGACAGUUACUUGGAUGCCUGUACAGUGGUACCGCUCGUUACAUAUUUAAUUCGUUCCAGAGGUCCGUUCUUAACCUGAAACUGUUCUUAACCUGAAGACCACUUUAGCUAUUGGGGCCUUCCGCUGCUGCUGGGCUGCCGCCGCACGAUUUCUGUUCUCAUCCUGAAGCAAAGUUCUUAACCUGAGGUACUAUUUCUGGGUUAGCGGAGUCUGUAACCUGAAGCGUAUGUAACCUGAAGUGUAUGUAACCUGAGGUACCACUGUACUUAUAGCAGUGUCAAAGUUGGAGUGGAGAUGAGUAGUCUGUCCCUUAAGCUGGCAAAAAAACAGGGUAUGACUUAUAAUAUGUCUUGGCCCAAAUAUCUAUUGAGACGGUCUUUUGGGUUGCCAUGGAGACCACGAAAUACUGAUCUGACCCUGAUAAGACUGUUUUUAUGUAGCUAUUGAAGUCCUCAAAUGCAAUUGUCAGCGGGUGUUCCAACCUCAGGAUGGUGGGUGAACUUUUCAUGCCACAUGUCAGCCCCUCUCAUACCACAUGAGUGACUCAGGAACAACUAAACCAGAAAAAGAGGAUUAGUUUGGACUUCAGUCCAUUUCCCCCCAUGCCAGGUUCAGCCACCCCAUCCCUUAUAAUGGCCAGCAGCCUUUUAUUCAUUACCUUCAAUGAGGCGACAGCAGGGACUAAAGUUACAAUACCUACUCAGAAUUCAUUUGAACUUGACUGACCUUCCUUUUUUGUCAUUGUCCUCCAAAUCUUCAGUCCGCUUUGACAAAAAGCAGUGUGGGUGCCUGUCGUUCAGGUGAUCUUGCUGAAAGCCAACAAACGGCAAAGGCCUUUUCAGGCAGGUAUCUGAUUAUCCUUUAAAAUCCACAACAUCCCAGGGUCUGCUGGCUUUUCAUAGGAAAAGCCAAGCAUUCUCUUCCCUAUCCCCACCACUCAUUGGAUGGGCAAUUUUUUUUUUUUUAAUGAUAUUUAUUAAAAUUUCAGAAAAAAGAGUUACAUAAAAACAAUAAAAGCAAAAACAAAAGACAGAAGUAAAAAUACAAGAAAAAUGCAAAAUACAGAAUAAAAGAAUAAAAAAACACUUUAAAAAAAUAGAUCAAUCUUUCCAUGCCUUACAUUCAUAUCCUUGUUUCCCUGACCUCCUCAUACCUCCCUUUUUUGUAUUUCAAUUCAAUUAGUUAAUUCAGCAAUUUCUUUCCCUCUUUAUUUUCUCUUAAUCCUUUAACUUAAUGUACUAUAACUUUAAAUUUUCACCUGUUAUCGAUCCAUUUUUACAUACACCUUUAUAGCAUUACUGCUUAAACCACCUAACUUCUUUCUAACAUCAUUCUAACAUUCAUUAAUUUUGCAAUAUUUCUGCAGAUAGUCUUUAAAUUUCUUCCAAUCUUCUUCCACCAACUCUUCUUCCUGGUCUCGGAUUCUGCCGGUCAUUUCCGCCAAUUCCAUGUAGUCCAUCACCUUCAUCUGCCAUUCUUCCAGAGUGGGUAGGUCUUGUGUCUUCCAAUACUUUGCAAUAAGUAUUCUUGCUGCUGUUGUGGCAUACAUAAAGAAAGUUCUAUCCUUCUUUAACACCAAUUGGCCCACUAUGCCCAGGAGAAAGGCCUCUGGUUUCUUCAAGAAGGUAUAUUUAAAUACCUUUUUCAAUUCAUUAUAGAUCAUCUCCCAGAAAGCCUUAAUCCUUGGGCACGUCCACCAAAGGUGAAAGAAUGUACCUUCAGUUUCUUUACAUUUCCAACAUUUAUUGUCGGGCAAAUGAUAGAUUUUUGCAAGCUUGACUGGUGUCAUGUACCACCUGUAUAUCAUUUUCAUAAUAUUCUCUCUUAAGGCAUUGCAUGCCGUAAACUUCAUACCUGUGGUCCAUAACUGUUCCCAGUCAGCCAUCAUUAUGUUAUGUCCAACAUCUUGAGCCCAUUUAAUCAUAGCAGAUUUCACCAUUUCAUCCUGAGUAUUCCAUUUCAACAGCAAGUUAUACAUCUUUGACAAAAUCUUAGUUUUGGGUUCUAACAGUUCUGUUUCUAAUUUUGAUUUUUCCACCUGGAAGCCAAUUUUCUUAUCCAAAUUAUAUGCCUCCAUUAUCUGAUAAUAAUGAAGCCAGUCUCGCACUUUGUUUUUUUAAUUUCUCAAAACUCUGCAGUUUCAAUCUAUCUCCACCUUGUUCCAAAAUUUCCCAAUAUUUCGGCCAUUUGGCCUCCAUAUUGAGCUUUUUCAGAGCCUUCGCUUCCAUCGGUGACAGCCAUCUUGGAGUUUUAUUUUCAAGUAGAUCCUUAUAUCUUAUCCAAACAUUAAACAAUGCUUUCCUGACAAUAUGGUUUUUAAAUGCUUUAUGUGCUUUGACCUUAUCAUACCACAAGUAUGCAUGCCACCCAAAUACAUUGUUAAAACCUUCUAAGUCCAAAAUGUCUGCGUUUUCCAGAAGCAGCCAUUCUUUCAACCAGCAAAAAGCUGCUGAUUCAUAAUAAAGUUUAAGGUCUGGCAGGGCAAAUCCACCUCUUUCCUUUGCAUCUGUUAGUAUUUUAAAUUUUAUUCUAGGCUUCUUGCCCUGCCAGACAAAUCUAGAAAUAUCUCUCUGCCACUUCUUGAAACAGUCCAUUUUGUCCACAAUUUGCAAUGUUUGAAACAAAAACAACAUUCUAGGCAAUACAUUCAUUUUUAUCGCAGCAAUACGACCCAGCAGUGAAAGCUUCAAAUUUGACCAAAUUUCUAAAUCUUUUUCACUUCGGCCCAGCAUUUUUCAUAGUUGUCUUUAAAUAAAUUCCCAUUUUUUGCUGUCAUGUUAAUCCCCAGGUAUUUCACUUUCUUAACCACUGUUAAGCCUGUCUCAUUCUGAAACCUCUCUCUCUCAAUCGGUGUUAAAUUUUUCUCUAAAACCUUGGUUUUUAACUUAUUCAGUUUGAAUCCUGCAACCUGACCAAAUUCUUGAAUCAGUUCUAAAACCCUUUUGGUACUAGAUUCUGGCUCCUGUAACGUCAAUACUAAGUCAUCUGCAAAUGCUCUCAAUUUGUACUGUUUGGCUCUGACUUGUAUACCUUUAACCAACUGGUCCCUUCUAAUCAUAUUCAGCAAAACCUCCAGGACCGAUAUAAAAAGCAAUGGGGAGAUUGGGCAACCUUGUCGUGUCCCUUUUUCUAUCUUAAAUUCUUCCGUCACCACAUUAUUUACAAUUAGUUUAGCCUUUUGUUCUGAAUAAAUUGCACUUAUACCGUUUUCAAAGCCUUGGCCUACCCCCAUCCCCUGUAGGUUCUUCUUCAUAAAGCUCCAGGAAAUAUUGUCAAAAGCUUUCUCCGCGUCCACAAAUAUCAAAACUACUUUAGUAUUCAUGUUCACUUGUAAUUUUUCUAAAAUGUUAAUUAUGUUUCUCACAUUAUCCGAUAAGUGUCUACCCGGGAGAAAGCCUGCUUGGUCUUUAUGAAUAUCUUCCACUAACACUUUUUUAAAUGUCUGCAAAAAUUUUAUAAUCCACAUUAAGCAAUGAGAUGGGACGGUAGUUCUUAAGUUGUGUCUUUUCAGUCUCUGUUUUUGGUACAAGUGUAAUAUACGCUUCUUUCCACGACUCUGGUGCCCUUUUCGCAUCCAUUAUUUCGUUACAGACUUCCUUCAAAGGUUGUACCAACCAUUCUUUUAAGGAUCUGUAAUAUUUAGAGGUCAGUCCAUCCGGUCCCGGAGAUUUACCUAGUUGCAUAUUCUGAAUGGCACCUUCUAUCUCCUGUUCAGUUAUUUUAUAGUUCAACAUUGAUUUACUUUCCUGAGAGAUUUUUUGUAAUCCAUUUGUUUUCAAAAAUCGAUCUAGAUCAAUUUCUUUCUGUGGUCCUUGUGUAUAUAGUUGUUUGAAGUACCUCUGGAAACAAUUUCUAAUCUCGGCUGGGUUCUGUAUAUUCCUUCCUUCCACUUCUAAAUUUGUAACUGUAUUUAAUUUUUGUCUUUUUUUCAUUUGCCAAGCCAACAAUUUCCCACAUUUAUUAGCCGACUCAAAUGUUUUUGUCUCAUUUGUUUAAUUUUCCAUUCUAUCUCCUGAUUGAUCAUUUUCAUAUAUUGUACUUGAGAUAAUUUUAUUUCUAUCAAAAACUCUUGCGACUUAGGUUUUGCUCUCAAUUUCUUUUCACCUUCUUUUAUUUUCUCCAAAAUUUUAUCCUUCUUCUCAUUUUGAAUUCUCUUCUUUAAUGCAUUCUGUUGUAUCAAGAACCCUCUCAUAACAGCUUUGCUAGCGUCCCAGAUUACUCUUUUUUUCCACAUUGAUGUUCAUAUUUAUCUCAAAAUAGUCUCUCAAGGUUUUUUGGGCCUUUUUAUACACUUCUUCAUCUCUGAAUAAGGUGUCAUUCAUCCUCCAUCUGAAGGAACCAGUUGGUGUUAGCUUCAUCUCCAUCUUUGCAGCAUUAUGGUCGGAGCAGGUUUUUGAGCAGAUUUCCACUUUUCUUAUCUUUGGUGCCAUUCCUCUAGUUACCCAUAUUUGGUCAAUUCUUGUCCAUGUCAGUUUGGCUUCAGAGAAGAAGGUUCCCUCUCUGGUCAAGGGAUUCUUUGUUCUCCAAAUAUCAACUAAGUCCAAGUUGUCUGUCAUCUCAAAAAAAGUUUUCGGUAAUCUGCCAUCCUUAGUGACUACCUGUCUUUGUGCCUUAUCCAUAUGUGUAGAUACCACUCCAUUCAUGUCUCCCAUCAAAAUCACAUUAUAGUCCAAAUAGUCCAUCAAGGUCUCAUGCAACUUUUUAAAAAAUUCAGAUUUCCCCUCAUUUGGUGCAUAAACUCCUACUAUCAAAAAUUUCUCUCCUUGUGUUUGAAUUUCAAUUGCCACGAAUCUUCAUUGGUCAUCUUUAAAGAUAAAUUUCGGUAAUAGUCUCUCCUUUGCAUAAAUCACUACCCCUCUUUUUUUAACCUUGUCCAAAGAAAUAAACUCCUGACCCAGUCUUUUAUUAAUCAGUACUUUCCUGUGUAGCCUUGUUACAUGUGUUUCCUGUAAACAAAUCAAGUCCAAUUGUUCCUUUUUUAAUAAAUGAAACACAGAUUUCCUUUUCUGAGGGGAGUUCAAACCAUUACAAUUCCAGCUUAAUAGUUGCAGAGCCAUGAUGUAGUUACUUUGCUUCUCCUCCAACUGCACCCAGUGCCUGUUCCUGAUCUGUCGGUGGUAUCACCUUCUCCAGGCGGUCUUUUAGUUCAGGAGGUAAUCUUGGUAUGUCUAAAGUUUCACUUACUAGUGCUCUUAACUCUUCUGCAGCUUCCUUCUGCAAGUCUUCUCCGUGGUCUCUCCAAAAUCUAUCUUUGUCGUCCUCUGAUCUUAUUUUUAUCUUCUUCCCUUUGUAACUAAAGGAUAGGCCUUGGGGAAUUCCCACCUAAAAAUGAUUCCGUUGCUUCUCAACAGGGCGACCAAAUCUCUAUAGUUGGACCUAAGGUCCAAAAGAUAUUUCGGAAUGUCCUUAAAUAUCUCUACUUUUGACUGAUGAAUUUCCAAAGUCUUCUGGAAAUGCAGACUCAAGAUUUUGUCUCUCUCCUCUUUUGUUUGGAGGGUGAUCAAACAGUCUCUCACCCUGUUCUUCUUCCCUCCUCUUCCAAGCCUAAAAGCACUCACUAUCUUGAAGUUGUCCUUCUCCAAAUCUGGGUUCCAAAAGUCUGCAAAUUCCUGCGUAAGAAAAUCAAUCAAGUUGUCUUUCUCAAGUUCAGGUACAGCCCUGAUUCUUAAAUUGGUUUGCUUCUCCUUCAAUUCAAUCAUAGACAAUAUUAACCUGUGAUCUUCAAGUUGUUUGUGUAUCGGUGGUAUCUUCUCUUCUACAGCAGUUGCUAUAUCCUUUGCCUCUUCAGCUGUCUUUCGUGUCGAGGUAGAUUCCUGUAGUAAUUUCUGAAUAGUUUCUGUGUUGGUAUUUACCUUCUGUCCCAAAUUAUUAAUACUUGUGGUAUUCUGGUCAAUUUUGCCCGAUGCUUCGGCUACUUGUUUACUUAUUUUUUCCAAAGAUUCGUUAAUUUUACCAAGUGCCUGAGCCAAAGCAUCUUCAGCUGCCAUUCCUUUGGGUUUAGGUUGUGCCGAUGAGGCUCCUGUUGGUAAUCCAGAAGGGCCAGAUGUCGAUGCUCUUUGCUGCAGCCCACCGUCUGUACGAAAUAGUCUGCCAGACCUCGUUGCUUUUUCCUGUAGCAAAUCUAUUUUCUCCUUUCCAUCUGCCAUAACACUCUAGAUAAGGUCCAAGGUCAGUCUCACGAUCAGAAUUUGUUUUGAAGUGGAAAAUUCCCCUGGCCCAGCUGCUAUUGUAACAAUUUCAAACUUCCUCUAGGGGGACACAGUAACAGUCAAAAAUGUCUUAAAGUAAUUAACUUUUUUUCCUUUAGCCCCCCAAUUCACAGAAAGGACGACAGUUUCAAUCUCAAUUGUUUUCUGUUACUUUAAAACCAGAAGAAGCCAGUCAGAAAUAUUGUAUUUUACUUGUAUCUCAGAUGCAGAGUUAACUGUCAAAGAGUACUUUCAGCAGCAGCGCAUUUCACAAUACGGCAUUCUUACUGUUCACUGGCAACCUGUUCCCAGGUUUUUGAGCGGUGGAUUUUAGCUUCUUUUUCUCUCUUUUUGCGGGGAAAUACAGUUCAGACCUUUCCCCCCUCCUCCCCUGCAAUCAAGGGGGGAAAGUCGCUUAUUUGAUGUUCGAAUUAUAAUCCUUUUCCAACGUCUUUCAAGGUUUCCGCUUACAAGUUCAUUGCUUUACUCCAUUUACAAAGAACGGAAGGCAGACUUCCUGUUUAUGCCUCUCCGCUUCAGUGCCAAAUUAUUUCUUAGUUCCUUUGUUUCCGAAAUUAGCCUACUCACGGAUCGUUGUUUUGCAGCCAAAUUGUCCCAGGAAAAAGGCAGCGCUCUCCGGUAAUGGCUGUGCGGCUUCGCUCCAUGGAAGAAGCAGUUGACUCACAGCACUGUGCCACUUCCCCGCUCCGCUCCGGAACCCAUAAUCGGGCUCCUUUGCAAGUUGGGGGGGGUGCAAAAGGUGCCCGCCAAGUCCCACGGUCACAGGCUUCACCCGCCUGUGAUUUUUGAAGGGUCCCCGCUUCGCCGUAGCGGUGCAGACCCGAUUUCCACAGGGCCAGUUCCCUCCGAGUCAGAGGGAAUUCGCCAUUACCGAUGGCGCCACCCCGGAAGUCGGGCAAAUACAUUUUAAAAAGAUAUAUAUAUAUUUCAAGAGAUGAAUAUCAGGCUCUCCACACAAUUGGUACUAAAAUUUUGUCAAAAAGCAAUAAGAGAAAAUAGAAUUUAUUUGCCAGGCUAGCUCUUAAAUCUGGAAGGAGUUGGUGUGCUACCCCUCCAUUAAAUCUAUUACUGUCCCUUCCCCAUGCUGUUUAAUUCUAAUACAGAUGUUGCUCACAAGGCACAGCUGGCAGUCAUGCCCUUUCAAGUUUUUAAUCAAGGAGGAUUUGCCAAUACUCGACAAGCCUGGACAAAGCAAAUCUGAUAAUGACUUCUCACUCUCCAGCAGGAUUGAAGUGACAGCAGCACCCUAUGAUGCCUUGCACUGUCAAACACAGAGCUAUUGUUUCUUGGGCAAAAAGGCUCCCUUCUGCAAUAGCUUGUACAACAGUUUGGUGAAAUCCUGGUUGUUAUAUCUUGGGCUUAAUUCAGUAAUGUCAGUAGGAAGAUGAAGUCUGGCUGCAAUAAUCUAGAAGUUGAGUCUAAAGGUUCUCUGCAGAUACUUAGAAACCAUCUUCAAGUGGGCAAAUUGGCUCAUGAUUAUGGUUUUUCUUGGGUUUGUGUCACCCGCCUCCAUUUCAUCAUCACAGCAACAAUGAGAUACACCAUGCUGAGAAAUAGUAACUGGCACAAGGUCACCCAGUACACUCAUGGAUGAGUGGGGAUUUGAACCAGGUCUCCCUUUAUGUGUUCAAAGCAAACAGUUCUCAUCUAUGGAGAUCAUUCAACUCUCAGAGGAAGGCAGGAAUUGUCAUUUAUGAGAAAGCAAAUAAAAACAGAUUUAAUUGAAUCGGACCUUGAAUAAUCAUUUUUGUGAGCAGGAAAAACAAUUUAGGAUAUAUUAGUGGCAUUCUAAACUGCAGCCUCAGGAAGCAUUGCUUCUUUUUCUGCAAAUAUAUUCCAUAGUGGUAAAUGUUGCGGUCAUGACAAAUGCACCUAAACUGGGUAAGCCACAUCGGCCCAGCAAUCUAGUGAUGGAGAGAAAUCCUUUCCACACAGCCAAUGAACCUUCUAGUUCAUAAAGAGAUCAACUACAGCUAGAUUCAUUCCUGUGGCUCAUGAAUCUUCUGGAUUCUUGUAACUUCACCAUAUUAAUUAAAUAUCAGUGGUACCCAAAGUGAAGGUGUUCAACAUAACUGUUUUAACAGCAUUUUCUGCAGAAGGAGUAACAUUAAUCUUUCUGAAUCUAUGAGACCAUAUUUUUCUGACAUGUGUUACACAGAGCAAAGCUGCAACUCUACUUGAGUGAAAACCCACUAGCAAGGCUUAAAGAUGAUCAAUUGGAUAAAAUGUUUUGCAUUUCUCAUUGCUCCCUGUCUUGUCAAUAAAUACUGUUUUAAUGCACUUAAUUCGCUCCCACUUUUCUUCCUUAUCCAUCACUAUGCUGAAAAGAAGCAUGCUGGAUAGUAAAGUCCAGUGACUGAUGAGAGAGGGGGUUCUUUUUAGGGCAGCUGCUAAGGAGAAGCACUGGGAUUUGCUCCCCAAAUCAAUGCUACUCACUUCUUUAAACUUCCCAUAGGAAAGAGAAAAGGGAAGGGCCCUAUGCUUUUUGUGGGGCUUGUAGAGGCUAGCAGAGAUAACAGUGGCACUUUAAUGAGCCUGUUUUGGAAAGGAAUUACAAUGCAUUGGAUUUUUGCCUGAACACUUUUUUUUUUUUAAGUCAUAUACAACCACAUGGCUUAUCAAAAAAUGUUUCGUGCAGUCACAUUCUCUCUGAAUUGAAGUCCUUUCCAACUUCUGGUGAUUUAUUCUAUUUUCAUCACUUGGAGCCUCUAGCUUUUUGCUUCCACUUUAAUUAAGCAAAUGGCUAUAGAUCUGAACUAUAUUUAACCAAAUGGCAUAAAAGGUGGAGGAGUAUUUCUGACAUUCUUUUAUUCACCCACUUUCAAAUGCCUAUUCCAAUUACUUCUUUCGGCUUCAAUAUUUUGACAGAGGCAAUGCAGUUUCAUUCUUUUUCAAUAAUUUUCAACAUUUUUUACUGGAAGCAUAUUAAGUGUCUUAAACUGAAUUCUAGAAUGUUUCCUACCUGCCCCUCAAAAAAAAUUUAAUUAGAUAAAAUGCAGAGGAAUCAUUAAAUUAUGCCCUGAGUUCUGACUGAACAUUUGUCAUUGCUGUCAUUACAGGGGAAAAUCUCUUUUUCUUGUAAGCAGUUGUGACUCUGUUUUCAGAGGGUUGUAUUUAUGAUUUGUAUUCUUUUAAAAUCUUUAGAGGUUUGCUAAAGAAUCACAGCAAUACUACAAGAAAAAACCCAUGGAUACCUCAGACUCACGACACCACAUGGCUUUGUAGAUUGCGGUGGAGGACCCCUGAAUUAUGCCACCUUGAGGUCAGAUGAGGAACUGCUGAUGUCUCAGCUGGAACAUUCCAGACAGCAACUUAUCUGACAACAGGUUCAAAAAGGCAACAGCUAACUGAGGGAGAUUUUCAUGUAUGCAACCUCUACUGCAAGAAUGCUGAUAGCCAAAUGGUGGAAGAGAGAUAAAAUACCAACUAAAAUGGAGUGGCAAGCGAAAUUAUUUGAAUAUGUAGAACUGGCAAAGAUGACAGGAAAAAUUAGGAACCAGACAAACCAAAAGUUUUACAAAGAAUGGGAUAUAUAUAGAUUGUACUUAAGAGAACAUUGUCAGUGAAGAAAAUAGUCUGUUUGUAAUAUUUUUGUGUUUCAGUGUUGUCUUUCUUUCUUUUUCAAGUUAUGUUUUAAUUUUUUUUGUGUGUAUUGUUUAUAUACUAAUAAAGACUGAAUUGGGAUGGAAAGACCAUUGUCCACAUAUGAAACCUUUGGCAUGUUUUGAUUAACUUCUGCAAUGUUAUAUGCUACAAAGAUUAUAGACAAUUUAUGAUAAGUUAACGGUCAUACAAUAUGCAGUCAACAAGGAAACAUAGGACCCAUACUGAGGAGGAUGGAAGACUCAACAUAUGAAAUAACUUUAUUUUAUAUGUAACAUUUUCUUUGUAUUUGAUGUGAUUUGUUUGUUUGUUUUUGUGAUGAAUGAAUUCAAUAUUUAAAAUCAAUAAAGAUUAAAUUGCAAAAAGGCAA